Molecule: messenger RNA, 66416 nt
Organism: Podarcis lilfordi (Lilford's wall lizard)
Lineage: Eukaryota; Metazoa; Chordata; Lepidosauria; Squamata; Lacertidae
Source: the annotation of a GenBank genome assembly
GGAGUUGGGGGCGGGCGGGCGGCGGGCAGGGAAGAGGUGCCCGGAGCUGAGAGCCAAUGGCGGAGUGGGAAGGCGUGUCCUACUUCGGGAGGCACCGCCCCUCCGUUGCCUUCCCUCGGUCCGCCUGUCAGUCAUUGAGUCGGCCGGCCGGUUUUUCUUGCUGCGGUUCUCGUUGUCUCUCCCGCCAUCCUUGCUUCCCUCAUGCAGCUCGCCAGGGGCCCCGCCAGCGGGGAAGCCGCCGCCGCCUCGCCAAUCUCCGGCCCGGCCGCCAUCCAGAUCAGCAGGUACCGCCGCCAAGAGCCACUGGGCUCGUCCUAUCAGGAAAACGCCGCCUCCCCCCGGGGGGGGCUUUGCUGUGGAAGGUGUAGAGAGAAUAAAAGGGCGGAUGGGGGGAGAGGGCGCCUCUGGGCAUGUGCAGAGGGCCUGGGGAAAGGAGGACUCAAUACCGCCAUUAGAUCCCCAUCGUUUCUGCCAGAUGUCACACCACAGAUACCUUCUAGUGAGAUGCGAUAUUGGACUGUACCCAUCUAAGCUUUACUCAGAGUAGACCCAUGGAAGUUUAUGAGCCUAAAUUGGGGGAGGGAGAGGGCCUCUUCCCUCAUCGGGGGUACUCAGUACAUCUGUUUCUAAACUUCAUCCCCCCACCCUUUGUAGCCAAUUGACACCACAAAUACGGCUUAGUGAUAUGCUAUAUUGGGUCGUUACUCAGAGUAGAACCAUGGAUGUUUAUGGGCCUCAAUUGGCCCUUUCCCCAUUAAUUUCAGUGAGCGCAUCCUGACUUGGGCUUAUUUUGGAUUUGCCCCGUUAAAAUGAUGUAAUACCCUAAAAUACCAAAGGAGCUGAAAUAGAGCAUCACCUCUUCUUGAAAUAUAAGAAAUCAGCAGGACCAAAAUCAACAGGAACAACCGACCCACGAGUUGCUUAAGACCAAGAGCAGGUUCGGGGUUGUGUCCGAUGCUAAUCCUACUUGGAGCAGAUGCAUUGAGGUUGAUGGACAUGACUUAGAGUCAUUAAUUUCAAUGGAUCUAUGCUAAGUGGAACUUUGUUGGCUGCAACCCUCAGUAACACUUCAGCCAGUGAGGCCUUGCAGAACAGAUAUAUUGGCGACCAGCUUGAAGAGCAUUAAAGGGGAUUUCGACAGAUUCAUGGAGGAGAAGGCUAUCCAUGAUGACUAGACAUGAUUGUUGGGUUUUACCUCCACUGUCUGAAGCAAUGUGACUGAAUAGCAGCUGCUGGGAAUCACAAACUGGGAGAGUAUUGCUGUGCAGUCAAAUCCUGUUUGUGAGCUUCCUGCUGGGGCAAUUGAGUGGCCACUCUGCGAAUAGAACAUAAAAAGAGCCUGCUGGAUCAGGCCAGAGGUGGCCACCUAGUCCACUGUCCUGUUCUCACAGUGGCCAACCAAAUGCAUGUGGAAAACUCACUAGCAGGACCCAAGCACAAAAGCACUCUCCCCUCCUGUGGUUUCUAGCAACUGGUAUUCAGAAACAUUGCUGCCUAGAUAAUCUGCUGAUCUGAUCCAGUAGGCUCUUCUUAGGUUCUUGUGAGUCUAUCAAUGGCUACUACAUAUGGUGGCUAGAUUAAAACAUCUGGGCUUGGAGGCAGUGUAGCUCUGAAUUCCAACUGCUGGGGAUUGUGUGGAGAGGCUGCUGUUAGACUCAAGCUUGUGGGCUUCUGGAGCAUCUGGUUGGCCACUGUGAGACCAGAAUACUGGACUCAAUGGGCUCUGUUUGGCCUAACCCACAUGUCCAACUUAUUCUUAGGUUUUAUUUCCACCCGACAUUACAGCACUACAAGGAAGUUUGGGGAGUCUCUCUGGGAAGGGCACUCCAUGGCAGUGAUACUAUGCCAGUCAAAGUUUGGUUGCUUUGAGAGUGAACCCACUUAGAUUGCUGUUAAUAUAUGUAGUGAGGGAAGUGGCACUUGUAUGCUCAAAGGUUGUCUUGUCUUCAAGGUGUGGCUGUUCAGAGGGUACAUCCUUAUUCAUCCACCCUCUCUUGCUAUCUAUCAGUGUUGGAAAAGGAAAGGAUUCAUGGAGAUCAAAUUGGAAGUAAAUGGGGCAGAAGAAUGGUGGCGGGAUAUAGGGGUUAAGUUGCUGGCAUGGUAAAGUCAGUUGUCACUAUGAAUGCUGACAAUCCCAGAUUACUUUUGUGAACAUCCAGAAAUAGAAAAAUAUUUUGCCACUAGUAUGCAAUGAAUGCUAACGCUUUGCAUGGGACUUCCAAGAUGCUAGUGUAUGCCACAUUUCAGAAUUCACUCUAAAGUGCCAACAUUAUAAAUCAGUUAAAAAAAAGUUAUUAUUGUGUAAAUUAUGUAAACACCUGAGCCUGAUGGGGAUUGGCAGGACAAGAACAGAGAGACAGUGUGGUGUAGUAAUUAGAGUGUUGGACUACUAGGACCUGGGAGACCAGGCUUCAGAUCCCCACUGAGCCAUGAUGAAGCUCACUGAGUAACCUUGGGCCAGUCAUUGCCUCUUAUAACCAGUUGCUGGAAACCAUAGGAGGAGAGAAUGCCCUUGUGCUUGGAUCCUGCUUGCGGGUUUCCUACAUGCGUCUGGUUGGCCACUGUGAGGAAAGGAUGCUGGACUAGAUGGACAACUGGCCUGAUCUAGCAGGCUUUUUGUAAACUCUAGAGAGCCCAUGUCUCAGUGCAAGGAGUCUGGCUUGAUGUAAUGCAGCUUUUGUUCUCCAAAUGUGAUGGAUGGGAGUUAAGCUAAGACCAAGGUAUUGUUUGUGGGGUCUAGGGGAAAGAUCUGUUGAUCAAUUUAUUUCUGGGAUUGUUCACCCACUAACAGAUCAGAUGUUUAGGACCUGCUGUUAGAUCCAGCCCUCAGUGGUGGAUGCUCAGGUACUUUGUAUGGCUUGCAGCCCCUUCUUGUUUAUUUCACCUGGUGUGUCAACUGAAGGGAAGGAACUUGUCCACAGUCAUCCACAUCUUGAUAACCUGCAGAUCACAUUACCGUAAUACACUACCUCUGAAGGGUAUCUGGAACCUUAGUUGGUUCAUAAUGCAACAGCAAGGCUGUUGCCUAGUGCUGGUAUGAGGCUCACAUCUCCUUUGAGAAUUGCGCAGUGGAUGCUCAAACCGUUUAUGGGUCAAUUCAAAAGUGUUGGUUUUACCCUAAAAAUCUUUAAAUUAAAGAGGCUCUGGGAAGUGGAGGCUUGGUGGACCACCUGCCCAAUUACUGGCUCACCAUCAGGUGUAGUGGAGGCCAAAAGGGGGGGGGAUUUAUGGACGUUCCUCUCUACAACUCCCUCUCCUUAUUUGGUUGCCAGGGCCUUUGCUGUUGGUUUUCAGCUUACUGGGAAAGAUUUUGCUCUUCUUAUUUGCUUUUAAUGGUUGUGGGUUUUAAUGCUGUUUCUGUAUUCCCUGUUUUAUUUGUGUUAGCUUGUGGUUCAGUACCUUUGCUGGAGAAUCUUUCAGUGAGUGGGGAGGGUUAUUAUAGACAGUCUAAUCAAACAGGUAAUUUAAUUAUUAUUUUAUUUGUCCCCCCCCCAAUCCCCCUGAGCCUCACUUCAUACUGGCCACAUUCACACCAUACAUUUAAAGCACUAUGAUGCCACUUUAAAUAGUUAUGCCCCCUCCCAAAGUUAUGGGAGCUGUAUUUCGUUGAGGAUGAUGAAAGUUGUUAGGAACCCCUAUUCUCCUCAAAGACCUAUGGUUCUCGGUGUGAUUUCACAAUCACUUCCUCUUCUCAGGGAACUCACGGAACUAUAUCUCUCAGAGGGGAAUAGGGUCCUCCUAACAACUCUCAACAUCUUAAAAAAAUACAGGUCUCUAUGACUUGUUAAAGUGGUAUCAUAGUGCAUGGUGUGAAUGUAGCCUGGGUAUUGCUGCUUGAACAGUGCUUAUUGUCACUUAGAUGGUAAAUAUUUUACUCAGUAUUUUAUGACCUGGAGGUAUAAAUUGUGUUUGCUCUGGGUGGGGACUAACCUAUUUCUUCAGGGUUGGGUUAAAGAAACACACAUGUUCCUGAGUGUUAAUCUACAAAUUGAUGCUGUGCAGAUUUGUGAUGUACUGUAGUUUGGUUUCUCUCUACUACCAUCCUGAGCUCUCCUGAAAAUGGAGAAAGUCAGGCCUGCUGAAUUUUCAGUGUGAUGGUCAGCUUUUAUUGAGCUGCUGUGCCAUUAACAAGAUGUGGUGGCUGCAAAGUUACAUUUCUCCUACUGGAUUCAAACUAUUGUCUUUGUGUAUCCUCUCAAUGCAAUAUUUGUGCUCUGAUCAAUGGAACCUACACUGGGAAAUCACUUAAAGGGCUCCAGUUUUCGCCUUCCCUUGGUGUCAUAUUAGCAGUAGGCAUAUGAGAAUAAUUACGCUAACCAGGCUGCUGCCACCUGUGAGGUUUUCUAAUCUCCUUACUCUCUGGGGUGGGGUUUACACCAAAGGCACUUAAGAGAUCUAGGAGAGAAGUUUGCUGCUCUCUGUAUAUCUGCUUUUCUCAGUUGUGCUGACUUGCUGGGUUUUCACUCAGCUUUGUGCAUUUGCAGACUAAGUUUAAAAUAAGUGCAUUGGGAAUUGCAUUCAUAAACAUCUCCCUUGGGCUGUUGACAUUUUAAUUUAUAUCCUCUGGAAGCUUCUUUUUUAAUUAUUUCUUUAUUUUUAUUAUGGCUUUUUUGUUUUAAACGUACCAUUUCCUGACCAAGCCCAGUCCUCUCUACCUCUGGCAUCCCUUUGCAAAUCACUAUAUUUGCAGUUAAAAUUCAGCUGUUGGUUUGAUGGUAAAAUCUGCUUUGACACUGUGGUAUUCCAAUAAAUAGAAACAGAGUGGACAGCUGGGUUUGAACAAUCUGGCUUUAAUUCCUGACUUUCUCAAGGGCAACGCAGUUGCAUAGCCUUGUCAAAGCCACCAGCCCAGUUCAUAGCCUGACCACUGCAGUACAUGUGUUGGUUACCUUGAGGCUGAAAUACUGCAAUGCAUUCUCUGUGGGGCUGCCCUUGGUCCUAGUUCAGAAGCUCCAACUGGUAGAGAAUGUGGUGGCCAGAUUGCUGAUGGGGGCAUCUGGUUGAGAACAUGGGACACCAUUGCUGAAGCAUCAGGCCUGCCUGCCCAUCUACUACAGAGCCAGGUUCAAGGUUCUUGUAUUAAUUGACAAAGCCCUGAACAUCCUAGGUCCAGGGUACCUCAGGGAGUGCCUAAACCCUUAUGUCAUUUGCAGGAUCAUUCUUGGUUGUUCCCUGAGUUGGCAAGGCUCAUUUGACAAAAACAAGUAAUGUUGGUGUCAUUGGCCCAGUCUUGUGGCACACUCUGCCCAUAGAGAUUCAGCAGGCGCCUUCAGUUUUAAUCUAUAAAUGUCUUCUGAAAAAAUGAGAAAGUGUGAAUUCAAUGAAGACAUAUAGAACAGGUAUGCAUAUCAGAGAGAGCCGAGAUUAGCUGCAGAUCCUUGAUGACUAAAUAGAAAAUCCACAUUUGCUCCUAUGUAAUGUGUGGACACUCAGUUAUCCAUCAGUAAAAUGCAAAUGAUAGUGCCUUUAAAAAAUCCAGGUGUCUGUGGUGUUUUGACUUUUUGUCUUAUCUCUGCACUGGAUUGGCCUAAAUGUUUGUUGCUCAGGGCGCUUCCCAACAAUUGUUGUUGUUUAGUCGUUUAGUUGUGUCCGACUCUUCGUGACCCCAUGGACCAGAGCACGCCAGGCACUCCUGUCUUCCACUGCCUCCCGCAGUUUGGUCAAACUCAUGCUGGCAGCUUCAAGAACACUGUCCGACCAUCUCAUCUUCUGUAGUCCCCUUCUUCUUGUGCUCUCAAUCUUUCCCAACAUCAGGUCUUUUCCAGGGAGUCUUCUCUUCUCAUGAGGUGGCCAAAGUAUUGGAGUCUCAGCUUCAGGAUGUGUCCUUCCAGUGAGCACUCAGGGCUGAUUUCCUUCAGAAUGGAUAGGUUUGAUCUUCUUGCAGUCCAUGAGACUCUCAAGAGUCUCCUCCAACAAUACGUACAGUAAUGCAAUUUAACAUUUGCUAACAAUAGAAGUUUAGAUUCAGCUUAACACAGGACGCAGAAUGAAAACAUCUUAAAGCUGACACAGAUUAAAUGCCUAGGGCGGGGACAAUAUAUUUAUUCUGAUAAAGACCCAGUGUGGUGUAGUGGUUAGUAUGUUGGACUAUCACCUGGGAGACCAGUGUUGAAAUCCCCACUUGCCCAUGAAGCUCGCUGGGUGACCUUGGCCAGUCACUGCCUCUCAGCCUAACCUACCUCAUAGGGUUGCUGUGAGAAUUAAAUUAGGAGGAGGAGAACCAUGUAAGCCACUGGUGAGUUGAUCAAAUUCUUUUUUUGACUGUUCAAAAACAGAGAUUGGGUGAGUGCAGAAAUAGUGUUACUUGGCAUCCUUCAGUGGGACAAAAAAUUGUUGGCUUGGAUUUCUUUUUUGUAAUGCAGGGUCUGACCAAAUUGGUUGCUCCGAAGAUGUAUGUGGGGAAACUGCCUUCAUAAAGGUUCAGGUGUGGAAUAAGUAGCCAAAACAAAAACAAACAAACAGGUUGCCUCUUCUAAUCCUGCAAGCUGUUGUAAUUUGUUCUGGAGUCUGCAGAAAAGGUCACCCUGGACCAAGUGCCUAUUGUAGUGUUGUCUGGCAGAAGGUGAGCAGGCUCUGCCCUCUACAGGACAUUUUUGGGAAAUGUUCAAGAGCUGGAGGCAGGCUGCUGUUUUUUUAAAGGAAGCUGCCUUAUGCAGCAUGACCAUGUCUUGCGUGGGGGUUAUGUUUUGGCAAUGGUACGUAUAUACAAGAAAUGCCCCUGCACAGCCAUCCUUACCUUCCAAGCAAGACUGACUUGCUUACCAGGCUCUGGGAUGCUCUCACAAGAUCUCAUGGGACUGUUCAAGUUCCUGCAAGAUUUUGCGAGCUCUGUAAGCGAGUCUGAGAGCUUAUUCCGCACCAGGAAAGCCCUGCUCUAAAGGAGGUUUUAAGUUCUCUACCUUGUGUGCAGUUAAAUUGUGGAAUUUCAGCUGCUCAAGUCUGUAAUUUUGCAAGUUAAUUGCACGCAAGAAGUAAUCGUCAAACCUUUGGCCUGCUUAGUUCAGUGUUACCUACAUUGACUGGCAGUGGCUCUUUAGGGUUUCGUGUAAAGCAGAUGCUCUGCCACUAAACUGCUACAACCGCUUCCCAUUUAUUUGUUUGCCACAGGGUGCUUGAAUUGGUUUUCUGAGCCACUUUUCCAUAAAAUGUUUCUACUUCUAGGCAAGUGAGGAUUAGUUAAUUGUCGAGCUAUGCUGCCUUCUUGUUUGUUUCACAUUUUUAUUUUGGAUAUGGUCUUUUCAAACAGAAAAAGUACUGGUUGUGGUGGAACUCAUUCAAGUGAAUGAGCUCUCAGUCUUCCUCUGCUUUUGCAUCUUUACUGUCUUUCUGAAUGCUAGGAGCAGAUUUCUAUAUGGUUGGGUGUCAGGGUUCUGGAAAGCACAAUGCUUGUAUUAUAUGGACAGCUGUUUAUGUAGUUUCAUGGAUUCUUCUCUUCCACUUCUCCUCGCUUUCCCUCCCAUUUCCCAGUGGUGGCUUGAAACUCUUUAAAAUAGCAUUUUAAAAGCAAGAUUUCUUCCUCAUCUCAGAUUCUGGAUCCUUUCAGGUUUGGGAUGGGUGGAUUGGCAAAACCCUUCCUUCUCUGGAACCUCCCGGACAGAGUGGCUUUGGGGAAGGCUCUCUUAUUGGGAUGGGGGGAAAUGGGAAGUUUUCUACAUUGCAGGCCAAGGUGGCUCCUGGCAGCCUGAUCCUGCACACAUCAAUGUGGAAAUUAAGCUGUCCAUUUAGUUCAGUGCCACUUGCUCCUUUAUCAGUGUGCCUAGGAUUGUGGCCUGAGAGAGAAUGUUUACAGUGCUUCUUUUGUGGCUUUCCCUCCCUGGACUUUCAUUUAAGAGUUUCAUGAGCUUGCUUAACUUGAAUAUCUCCUUCUCAGACACCUCCCUCCUGCAUUUCAUGACCUAAUGCUGAUGGUGAACCCAACAAUGAGGUGAAACUAAGUGAUGACUCAUGCAUGUGGGUAUUUGAAGCCACAUAAUGAACCCAAUAACAACUAAUUAAUGGUACCAAGCGUCCUUCAUUAGAUAGAUACUUCAUUCCUCUGAUUUUGUUUGUUCAUGGCUCAGCAGUUCUCCCUAUUUCUACAUUUUUCACUCCACCUCCCCUACUGUAACUUAUCACUGGCCAGCCUACACGUUCCCUUAAUUCCACCUUCUUUCAUAUUUUUUGACCCCUUUCUCCGUUGUCCCACAUUCCGUAAAGUUCCUUAUAGGAAUAGGCACUGUGCUCAUUACCUGCUAUCUAGCAGCAUUCCGCUUUUCUCUUCAGCCUACGUUUUAGUAUGUCUUCUUUGGCUCACAGAAGGAGUUGAACUUUACGUCACCAUUUUAGAAUGCAAGAGCCCUGUAGCGGAAUCAGGUGAAAGACCCAUCUAGCCCAGCAUCCUGUUCUCACAGAGUCCAAACAGAUGCCCCAUUGAGAAGCCAUUGAGAUUCCCAGCGGCUAGUGUUCAGAAGGCAUAUUGCUUCUGACAGUGGAGAGAGAACAUAGCAGUGUUAGAAACUCAGAUAUAUAAUCUAAUCACCAAAUGGCACAUUAAACCUAGGUUACAGUCACCACAAUGGAAUGUCUAGGCACCAUUCCCCCCAGUUGUUGUUGUUUAGUCAUUUAGUCGUGUCCGACUCUUCGUGACCCCCAUGGACCAGAGCACGCCAGGCACUCCUGUCUUCCACUGCCUCCCGCAGUUUGGUCAAACUCAUGCUGGUAGCUUCGAGAACACUGUCCGACCAUCUCAUCUUCUGUAGUCCCCUUUUUCUUGUGCUCUCAAUCUUUCCCAACAUCGGGGUCUUUUUCAUGGAGUCCGAUCUUCUCAUGAGGCGGCCAAAGUAUUGGAGCCUCAGCUUCACGAUCUGUCCUUCCAGUGAGCACUCAGGGCUGAUUUCCUUCAGAAUGGAUAGGUUUGAUCUUCUUGCAUUCCAUGGGACUCUCAAGAGUCUCCUCCAGCACCAUAAUUCAAAAGCAUCAAUUCUUCGGCGAUCAGCCUUCUUUAUGGCCCAGCUCUCACUUCCAUACAUCACUACUGGGAAAAUAAUGAUAAUAAUAGAAUAAUAAUAAUGAUGAUGAUGAUUUCUAUACUGCUUUAUAGCACAUUAAAACAUCAAAUAAAACAAUCCAGAAUAAAACUAAUUCAAGCUUCCAGGAAAAUAUUUCAGAUGUUUCUGUAAGUGACAUUUUGCUUUUCCCAGUCACCAACCUGGCAUCCAGAGAUCUCCAUGUUCUCACAAUUGACCCAUGUUAGUCGGAAAAAAAACACACAUGGCUGAUUUCUGACACUGGAACUUAGCCAUAGUGGCUAGUAGCUAUUGAUAGCCUUAUCCUCCAUGAAGUGAAUUCCAUUGUGUUCUGUGUGAAGAUGCACUUUCUUUUGUCUAUCGUGAAUCUUCCAACAGUCAGCUUCGUUGGAUGGCCCUGAGUUCUAGUAUUGUGAAGGAGGGAGACAAACGUUUCUCUAUUCCCUUUCCCCACAAGUUGUGUAAUUUUAUGCACCUCCACCAUGUUCUCCUCUUUCUUGGCUUUUAUCCAAACUGGAAAACUCCAAGUGCUGUGAGCUUUGAUCCAUCCUUGUGAUCAUUCUGGUUGCCCUUUUUCAAACCUUUCCCAGCUCUGCAGCAUCCUUUUUGAGGCGAGGAGAUUCUGCCUCCCAUUUUUGUCAUUGUAUUUGUAAGUUACUUGAAAACCUGCUUUAGCAACUGAAGCAAUAGGCUAAGUCAUCUGAUAAUAGUAUUUUAAUUGGUAGUUGGCUUCCAAUUAAAGGGAGGUACAUGACACUUCCACUUGCUAAACAGUUUGCUGUUGAAGAUUUAUUUCUCCAGAGCUUCUGGUUAGAUGUUAAAGCAGUUCCCUGAACCAGGGAGACCAGCCAUAUGAAUUGUCAACCAUCUCCUGUUUCCUAGGGGGAGGUCAAGCCUCUUUGAUGGUUGUUUUUAGAGUCUGUUGUUGUCUGGAUUCAGAGGAAUUCUUUUUGUGUGUGUAUGUUCUUCUGUCAAUAGCGCAAGAUCAGUUUGUUCUUUAAAUUCAUGGCUUGUGGCACUGACGAUGUUUGUGUAGGAAAUUUCCAAAUUUCCAGACAGCUAUAUAAAGAGCAAUAUAGUUAUGUGUUCGAAGGGAGCAGAGACAUCACCUGGGCACCACUUUCUGUACCUGAGCGGUCACAAGUUUUAGAGCAGCCAUGCUGAAGAUGUGGCGGGAGGUGGGAGCAAAGCUCUUCCAGCUGAAUGCGAAUCUCGGGAGGUAAGUGAUCAGAUGUGAGUAUCCUGCAAUUUAAGCUGCCCUGGUAUGGGAGUAAGGCUGGGUGCUGUCUUGGGUAGUGGGUUGGCCUUGGGCUAGCCAGUUAGAACUUGCAUCUUAGAUGCACAUUCAUCAGGUGGCCUUUAGGGAAAUAUUCACAAUUUUUUGGAAUUGGGUAUCUAGCCUGGGAGACCAAGGAAGUGAAUAGCACUGCCUGCCCACAGCUUUGUGGGUUGGUGGGUUAUAGAUCUUGUAGUGUUAGAUUUACAUAUGUAAAAUGGAAGAGCCCAUCCCACCACGGGGGAGUCCCAUAUGCAAGUCAUAGGUAGAGAUUCCCCUUCCCUCAAAGUCUGAGACUGGGGGAGUACACUAGCCUCAAGCUGCCACAAAGAAAAGGGAACUGUAGUUUUUUAAAAGGGUUUUGGGAACCACGGCUCUGUGAUGGGUAAACUAUAGUUCCCAGGAUUAUUUGUGGGAAGGAUGUCCAAAAAAAUAUUCUGUCACUUGAUUGUUCAAAUGUUUUUGAAUAAUAACACAGCUAUAUUUGAAUCAUUACAAUUAUUAGAACAGGAAAGAUAAAAUUUAAUCAGUACUUAAGCUAAGUCGACUUCAUUGUUUUACAACUUUUGAGAAAGUAGACCUAUUGAAAUUAAUGGACAUGACUAACUUAGAUCUAUUGAUUUCUGUGGACCUACUCCAUGUAAAGCUGAGUUGGAUACAGUUUGACAGGAUACAUUUUUUAAUUAAAAAAUAUUGAACAAUGUUACACACAGAGAGAGAAACAAUCAAUAAUAACAAAAUAAUGUAAGUUCAGUGCAAGGAGCUCUUGAUAAUAUAGUCAAAAGAAAAAAAAUCAGGAGUGAAUGAAAUGGACACAAAUAUAAUUAUAAAUGGGGUAUAAAACACAACUUAUACUGUGCAAUGAUGAGAAAAAAUGUCUUGCCUGUUUAUAGAUAUGGUCAAAUAAAAUUGUAUUCUGAAGGGAUUUGCCUGUGUGACUGCAUUGUCAUAUAUAAAUUUAAUAAAAUAAACAAAUAUUGAUUAAAAAUAACCCACAAGCAGAGGUGAAAUCAGAAGAACCAGUGUCUUUCCUAUACAGUUUACUGUUUACAUAUAGGAUCUGCAUUACCUUUAUCAAAAAUAGGAAAAAUACAUACAUGUGAGCCAAACAUUCUAGGGUAAAAUACUACUGAUGGAAGACUUUCCUCCCUCCACCCCCAAUGCUGGCAGAGACAGUCAUGGGUAGACCAGAUCUUCAUCCAUUGAGAUACCUCAAAUUGUUCCUUAAGAUCUGGCUCCCAUACCAACUUUACGUAGGGUGAAAAUUGUAAUAGUAAAAGUAGAGUGUGAUGCCAUUCCCCUCUGGAUGGCCUGCAUAAGGAGGAGCUCAAAAGGUGUGAUGUUUUAUGAAUUGUCCAGUCUGUUGAGCCCUUAACCUGUUCAAGCCAGUUUCCCAAUUGCAAGAGGCAUUUUUAUGGCAUGGGUACCUUUGCCCUAGAGAGCAAGUUCUCCAGUCAGAAGGGAAGAACUGCACCACUUCUUGAUGGCCCUCUUUCAGGCCUCCUCCCUUGCUCCCACUCCUUUUUCAAUUGAUGGCUGAUGGCGUGCCAGUUUGGAUCAUGAAGGGAGGAAAACUCUCUGUCCUUCAUUUCUCAGUCUUCCCGGUGGGAGAGCAAUCAGCCCCCCACAAACAUCUCCUCCUUUUCUUCUUUCUGCUGUACCUGUUCCUAAUCAUAGAAUCUCAGAAUUGUAGAGCUGGUGCAGCAGUGGUUUUUAUUUUUAAGAAUAUUUUUAGCCUCCCCUUCCUCGCCAAGCAACCUGAAGAAUGUAGAUCCUUAAGAAUUUAAGGUGAGGGGAGUUCAAGCUUUUACUUACUUGUGGGUGGGAAUUUCUCUUUGUCCUCUUGCUAAAAAGUAUGUGAACAAUUUGUCCCUGCAGAGGACCAAAGUAGAACUUCUACUAGCUUGAUGAAGGCAAAAGUCUGCUUAUCUUCCUGCAGCAUUUUUUCCAUGGGUUCAUCUCUCAGCGCUGUUGCAGUGUUUUAGAAAAACCACCUCUACAGCAGCCUUUCCCAAGCUGGUGCCCUCCAGAUGUUUUAGGCUACAAACACUUUUCUGGGUGGGGCUGAUGGGAGUUGUACUCCAAAACAUCUGGAGGGGGAUACCAAGUUGAGUUAAGGCUGCUGUAUGUGAAUACUGUCAGUCAUGUAGCUGGGUUUCUUCCUUUCCCCUUUGUAUGAGACUGCAGGGUGUCUAGGGUGACUCAUUCUGCAACUAUGUUGGGGACCAAGGCAGGAAAUCCUCUGAGGGGGGAGGCGGGUGUGUGUGUGUGCCAAGCCUAGUGCAGAUACUGCCAUGAAAAUACCAGUUCAGAGUGCUUUCUAACAGAGAUGAGGACUCUCUCUGUCUCCUCCUCGGGAUGCAAGAUCGACUUAUCUGGUAUGACAACCUUCAUACUUUUUUUGUAGGUGCUGUGUGGUUGAAAUCUGUGGAUUGACCCUCCUUUGUGAUCAGUUGCUUCUCUAGGUCCCAGUCAGGCACAGUGCCAGACAGUAGAUAUAGGAGAAAGCAGAGCAGUUAGUUGGCUUGCAAGAGUGGCUGGGACUUCAAAAGGAGGAAUAUGAAUCACCGAUUAUGCCAUGAUUGAAAAGGAUUUGACUUAAAUCCUGUAUAUACAAGAAGACAGGUAGUUGGGAAGGGUGAAUUGGGGGCUCUAAUUACAUUUACACUGCAAUUACAGCAGGUGGAAUGGGGAGGGAGAAUGACUUUGGGAGCAAAGACUUUUGCAAGGGUUUUCCUCUCCCAUGGUUGGGGCUAAGGGAGGAGGAAGAGCUACAGAAUAGAAGGUGACUGGCCAGACAACAGAGGUGGGAAAAUUUCAUAUUCCUAGGAGUUGUUGACACCUUUUCAAGCUCCUUGGCAACCUGUUGCCUGGAUUUUUUCCUGGUUCAGAGACUUCUUCCUGGGAAGAAAAUGGUGUGCUUCAUCCUGGCUCAUUCUGAACAUCACUUUAGUGAUCUUCCAGACCGUGUGGCUGAUUUGCUUGUACAUUUCCAGUUUGGCCUGACCGUUCUUUACCAUGAUGUCUGAAUCAGAUGACUUAUGUUUAGCAUGAGCAAUUAAUUUGCUUCCAAACUAUGGCUUGGUAACUGACUUCACAUCAUGGUUUUGUGGCAAAAAUGGUUUACAUUUCAAUCAUGAGAUAUAAUUUUACAGUUUGCAGCAGCCCCCAACCUUGGCCAUUGAGAAUAUUAGACUGCUAUCCUUGAAAGCAGACAGUUGUUGUUAAAAGUGUCCUGCCCCAAAAUGCCUUGCUCCAGAAUUCAGCCCAACAUCAGACAUGAGAGAGGUUCUGACUCGACGAGAGACCCAAGGGCCAUCAUGAUAGACUGGCCUGUAAGAGAUGGAUUCUGCCCUACAGUUCCCUAUAGCCGCUGCUGUGUCUUUUGUUCCUGGCUCAGAACCUGUCCUUAUCUCAUGUUUCAAGAUGCAGCUUCAACCAUUCAGUUUUCUAUUACUUCUUCCUGUUACUCUUUGAGAAUUUCAGUAAUUCAAGGACUACCAGAGCACCUCUGGGGAAACAUACCUAUGCCUUCUCUCUUUCCAUGGCUCAACCGGUGACCCAAAUUGGGGAGCAGCAGCUGCUUGGUCCAGUUCUUCCCUGACCUAAUCCUUCCCCCCUCCUAAAUCUGGCAGGAAGUUAAUCCACAAUUAGAUAUUAUAGGAUUAUAGGGUGUCACUCUUGAGGGUGGUCCAGGUUAGAAAUGAGAGGAAGAUUUGUUCAAAACUGGAGUAGUAAGUACUGGCAAUGUCUCAUGCAGCUUUCUGAUCCCUGUAGCAGGUGCCUUCUGCUGGUCUUUGCACCUGUGAACCUGUCUACGCACUUGGGUUACCUGUGGAGGUUGGCUCUGUUUUGUCCUCCAUUGGAAUAACAGCCUAUUCCUACCUCUUUUUCUUAAUGGUGACACAGAUCAUUAAUAACAUUAUAUUCUUCACAACUGUGAGCAGGGCAAUGGGAUGGGGUAAGUGAAGACAAGCUGCAACAAUUAAUUUUAAUGUUCUUCACUGCUUCUGCUCAGGCUGCACAGACAAAACAUUUUGGUUCCUGAAAUUCAUUCUGAUUGUGCAGAUAAAAUAUAACUGAUAGUAUUGUACAGGAUGUGGUAUUAGUGUGUGAAAACAGUGAAGAUCCAAUGAUACCCAGGCAUGCACACCAGAUGAUGGAGAUGUCAGGCGCCAUUCUGGUGCCCAAGCUUCUUCACUUGGUCGCAAGUGACUGAUAGCCAGGUGCAAAAUGCACCUGGCCCCUGGCUAAUUUUGAACACUGCAGUCCAACAUCAUCUGUAAGGGGCCAUGUUGUUGACACAUGUUCUGUCUCUUCAGCCUGAGCUAGAGCUGACUGCCUCUUUAUCUGCCUCUUUAUCCUCUUUUCUCUCUGUAGGAUUAUGCGCCCUGAUGAUGCCAACAUUGCUGGGAACGUCCAUGGAGGGACCAUAUUAAAAAUGAUUGAGGAGGCAGGUGCCAUCAUCAGCACUCGGCACUGCAACUCUCAGUCUGGGGUAAGUACUCUGCACAUGUUCAAACAGUGAAGCUGUUUGCAGCCAUGAUAUACGGAGGAGCCUCUUCCCAGUGAUGCCCAGUGUUAGUAGCAGGCAAUUGUGGGAUGGGGCAAAGCUGCAGGAGCAAAGCCUUGUUGCCUCCCUGCGCCUCCGUUGUAGAUUCAAGUGCCUGCUCUGCGUGUUAAGGUUUAUAAUGUUCUUGUCUUCUUUUGUUUUAUUUUUCAAACUGUUGUAUAACAGUUUCCAGCUUAAUAACAAGGGAGUAGUAAAAAAGAUAAGUAAAUUUAAAGAUACAUGACAUGGGAAUACAAAUUCCAACUUCAGUAAAAAAGAAAUGGAAUAGAAAAGAUCACAAGAGACAUUUGUCCACUACCUAACCCAGUGGUUUUCAACAGAUGUGCCAUGGCGCCCUGCGGCACCUUGAAUGAUGAUCGUGAGUACCGCGAGUGGGGGAAGUGCUGUGCAACCAUUGCCAUGCAUCAGGUGAUAGAAAGCAGGCAUAAGAAAAACUCUGGACCCUGUGCUCCUACGCAGGAUUAGGUCCCAUGUCACCUGUACACAUUUAUUUCUGAGCUAAGCAAGCCUGGGGCAGGGCUGCCAAACAUUUUGGCCUUGUUCAAACAGGAGGGAAGCAGGAACGAGGCAGCAGGCUUGGAACGUCCCAGAGGAAAUGUGGGCUUCACCUUUCACUGUAGAUGCUCUCCCCUCCAGCUUUUGGAUCCAUGCUGGCUGUGCAUGCGUGCUGGUGCUGCUUACUCACCUGCUGCCAGAGUCCAGUGACGGUGCGGGGGGGGGGCAGGGUCAACAAAAGCAGUGUCCACGCCCAUUAUGCCCCUCCUUCUUCUUCACCUUUAGUGGGGGAGGGGUGUGGUUGUGAGAUAAAGCUGAGGGGGAAAGACAUCUGCCUCCCCCGCCCACCAACUUACCAAACCUGAGCCCUAAUCCAUAAUAAAAAGGUCUGGUAUUUAUUUAUGCAAGGGCAGAAACCACAAAUCCAGGUUCUGAAAUGGACACUGACCUUCUGCCACCAUGACUGGAGAAAAGCCCGAGGGUGGUGGGUGCCUCUCCUCUCUUUCCAAAUCUGUCCUUUAAAACUUCUUGGAUGACCAGAAUUCAUGGAUAGUCACCCUAUUUUAUCAAUUUCUUCCUUUUUAAAAAACAAACCCCAAAUGUAAUCUAUGACUGGCCAGUAGGUGGCAGUGAUAGAUAAUUAGAGGGGAAUAAAAAGUGGGGGACUCCACCAAAGUUGGAGAUGGGAUGCCAGUCUACCAAAGAGCUUAUUGCAUAAGUACACAGUUGAAAGCAUUCUGUGAUGCUAAUGGACCCAGACCUCUGACUCCCUCGCCUCUUGCAAGGUGGGUAGAAUUGGGUAGCGGGUCUGUAGAGCAGCCUCAUGUUUUUUCCACCCAUCUUCCGUUUCGGGCUCUUUUCCUCCUUUGCUCCCAGUGGUGUGUGCUGAUUUCCUUUUACCCCACCUGCUUGUGAUGUUUGGCUCACUCACUAACAGUGGCUUCGCCUGCCCCUCUCAGGAGCGAUGUGUGGCUGCCCUGGCCCGCGUGGAGCGCACAGACUUCCUUUCCCCCAUGUGCAUUGGAGAAGUGGCUCACGUGAGUGCUGAGAUCACCUACACAUCCAAGCACUCUGUAGAAGUCCAGGUGCAUGUGGAGUCGGAAAACAUUCUCACAGGUAAGCAGAACCCCAGCACCUUUUGUGGUCACCUGCUGAACAAGGGUUAAACCACAUGAUGGCGCUUAACUUCUUCGCUUUCUUAAAUCUUUCAUUUCCCAAGAUUUCUCUUGGGGGGGAAGGACAAUUGCUGUGUCUAUCAUUCUUUUUAAUGAAAGAAAUUUCUCUCAAAGUGCCUGUUUAACCAUGCACAGCCGGCAGUUAUACUUCACCCUCAAAACUGGAUUUGAACAUAAAGAAUUAAUUUCUUACCUGUUAGCCGCAGCAGAAAUUUUCGAUGUGAAAAAAGUGAAGAAAACGUCCUAUCCCAUCCAUUAAAAAGUAGCAUGAUAAAGUACGGGGAUUCGUUGCAGUGGCUAAAUUAACUAAUUACCCGAGAAGUAAGGAAGGGAAAUGACGCCCAUGUUAUUUUAGGAAUUGAUGGGUGCAUUUUGUUUUGCAGUAGGAGGAGGUUUGUCUCGAAGGAUUCACAAUAUUUUGAUUUAUCCAGGGCUGAAGCUUUUUAUUAUGAUUUGUGAAGCAAUUAUGAUGAUUGAAUAACAACACAGAAUAAAGCAAUCCACCAGGAUACAAGAGACAGAAUGCACUGACUUUGAUACAUUAAGUUGUAUACGAGAUGAAGAACUUUCAUUUGUUUGAUAGACUAGUGUUUCCCAACCUUUCCCCUUCCUGUGGCACCCCCAUGGGCUUAGCCAAGGGAGGGCAGGGGGGCAGCUACCCCCCAUAAGUACAAAUCAAUACAAAUCUGAGGUUUCCCUCCCCUAUCAAAAGCCUGCCCCCUAACAAAAAUCCUGGCUAUGCCCAUGCCCCGCUCCCUACUGGUAGAAAGGUAGCUAUUUUAAUGUUUUGUUUGUAAUUAGAACAUGUUUUAUUUAUAAUUUUUAUAAUUUAUACAAAAUACAAUUACAUAAAAUGAUAGGAAUGAAAUAUUGUUGAAGCAGAAAAACAUAGAGCUGGAAAAAUCAUGGAGUUGGAAGGGACCCUAGGGGUCAUCUUUCUAGUUAAAGGUAAAGGACACCUGGACAGUUAAGUCCAGUCAAAAGCAACUAUGGGGUUGCGGUGCUCAUCUCAGCUUUCCAGGUGAUGUGGCCAGUUGACUAAACCACUUCUGGCGCAAUGGAACACUGUGAUGGAAACCAGAAUGCACGGAAACACCGUUUACCUUCCUGCUGCAGUGGUACCUAUUUAUCUACUUGCAUUGGCGUGCUUUCGAACUGCUAGGUUGGCAGGAGCUGGGACAGAGCGACGGGAGCUCACCAUCUUUCUAGUGCAACCCUCUGCAAUGUAGGAAACUUAGCUAAAGCAUCUAUGAUAGAUGGUCAUCCAACCUCUGCUUAGAAACCUUCAAGGAAGGAGAGUCCAGAACCUCCCGAGGAAGAUCCAUCUUCCAUGUAUUAUAAAAAUUAAACAACACUUAUUUGACCCCAGUUAUUUGACACAGACGGGGAAAACAUACAGAUACAGUCUAAAAGGUGCACAGGGAGUUCUGUAUAUAUGGGAGAAUUUUAAAAACAAGUGGUCCUCCCUGACCUGCUGCAAAAAGAUCUUUUCAUCCGUAGGAACCCUGGCUGCCUAGAUAAAACAUUAUAGCUCCCCAUACUUUACCUGGGAGUAAAGCCUACUGAGCUCAGUGUGGCUUUCUUCGGAGUUGACACUUAUUUACUAGAUGCAAGUCAGCAGCACCAGACAACCCCACUUGGCUAGGCGCUGGGGUGGAUUUCACGUCGCCUUGCAGAGCCGAGGCCCUGGUAGGCCACCCGCUUACCCACUUGUGAUUGGCCAAGCGGAUAGCCAGUCAAUCAGGAUUUUUUAAAAAACAAAAGCUUUCCUCCUUUCACUUCUCACUUCCCUCUGUGGUCCCCUAGCCUUGUGUUGUGGUCCUUCAAUUAUACUAUUUUCUCCUGUGGCCCCCUUGGAAUAUCCUGGGGCCCCUGGUUGGGAAACACUGGUGUAGACUAUAUUACAAUAUACUGUGGUUGUAUCCUACUAAUUUGUAUUUGGAGUAGACCCUUUUGUCAUCUUGCCAAAAUUUCUAGGCCCCAAUAAUAUCUCAAAGCCGAUCUCAUGCAAAGUGAAUAAAAAUGUUGGGCUAGGACCUGGGAGACCAGGGUUCAAAUCCCCUCACUCAGCCAUGAAACUUGGUAGGUGCUCUUGGGCAAAUCACUGCCUCUCAGCCUAAACUGCCUCCAGGGUUGUUGAGGCGAUUAAAUGAGGAGGGAGGAACCAUGUGUACUACCUUGAGCUCUUUGGAGAAAAAAAGAAGUGAUAUAAUGCUCACCCGGCCUCUUGCUUGACGCCUCACUCCUUGGCUCACAAAUCCAACUUCUUUGGAAGUGGCUGCUUCCCAGCUGCUGCAUUCCAAAACUUUCCUUCCCUCCAGGCCUGGCCGAAGCGACAUUACCAGCGGAUGUGCAGUUGAACGCAUACUUCAUUGCUCACGAGAUGGAAACUGUCUACAGCAAAUCUGCAAAUUUCUGGCUUUCUUAGCCUUUUGGUCUAUUUAUUUAUUUGAUUUCUCGCCCACCCUUCACUAUAAGUGCAAUAAAACAAGACAACUUUUUAAAAUGUGAAAAAAAGUUCCUAAAUGUUAAGGGAGGUUUUAAACUAAAUGCAUAUUUUAAACCCUUCUCAGGGUUUAUUCCUGCUUUAUUGUACCAAGGAUUCCCCCGCCCCCCGUGAUUCACACAUAGGUGUUUUAUGUUUAUAUCAUCAUGGCAUGACCUUUGGCUACUUACAGUAAGACUCGACUCGAUAUUGCGGCACAAAUGUUUGAAGAAACGUGUGCCAGGAUUCAAGAGUCGGGGGCCGACUUAGGAGACAGGAAUGCCCAAAAUGGCCCUCAGCAUUUCAGCUCCUUCCCCAGAUACCCAGUCUGGCAAGAGAGUCCCCAUGUGUGGCAUUACAAAUGAUAGCUCUCUUGGCAACCCUCUUCCCAUCUCCUCUCAUCCCCUCCUCCCAAUAUUUGGCCCUGCCUCAAGCUUCUCUUGGAAUAUCUUCCUGCCAAGAGAAUAUGGUUUUGACCAACUGGGAUGUUGAGACUUUGUCGGUGCAAAUGCUGGGUUUUGUAAAAACAAAGCAGGUGCAGAGAAACCAGAUGUCUAUCCCCAUGCUCUUGGCCGACGUGUGGGAAGAUGAAAAUGUGUUUCCAUGGUUACCGUGCCUUGAAAGAGAAUAUGCAGAUCAAACCGGGAGCCAAAAGUUCAUCCCACUCGGUGAUAGACACCACUGAUUAACUGUGGGCAACUGCGAGGAGUGGCACCAAGCGAGUCCCUGCCUGUGACUUCCUUUUUAUAACCUCCCCAAAUCCUUGAGGCUGCUUCUAAAUAUUAAUCUGCAUAUAUCGCUGGAUGGAGGAGAACUAGGGAGAACCUUCUCUUCCCACAGAUGAUCACAGUUCAGAGGCCCUGCAUGACUGUGGCCAAUUGGGCAGCUUUGAUGGGAGAGGCCUUUAAUAAAAUUGGACUCGUGGAAUGAAACCCUUGGGCUGCCUUUCAUCUCCUCGAAAUUGCAAUUAAGAUUUAAACCAACCCUUUCACCGGUUCCACUGCACAAGGAGAUUUUUUUGCAGUGAGGUUUGUGGAAAAAACCUCUAUCCAGAGGAACAAGGGAGCCGUCAGGCCUGGGAGUGUGCUGACUUUGAUACUGCCCAGAGCAGGGACAGAGUUGGGAGGCUGCUUGCACCAACAUCUUCCCCAGGAUCAGCUUAGUUUAGCUUAAGAAACAGCAGCUCCCAGCAUUCUUGGGGAAAGCCAUGACUGUUUCAAGUGGCAUCAAAGUGCUUUGAAUGUACGGUGCGAAUGGGGCUGCAAUGUUUGCAGGAGAUGCCUUAUUGCGGUGCAUUGCACCUUGAAAAUGGAUAGGUGGGUCCAAGUGGCACUUGAAUUCCAAAUGUGUGCUUAUGUGACCCUGUGUCAGGCUGCUAAAACCUCUGGUCAGUGUUCUUGUUUUAUAUUGGAAAGAUUGUCAAACUGGGACUCAGCCAAGGGGUGGAAAAUGAGCAGCUCUCCAGAUAUUGGUGGACAUCAGCCAGCAUGAUCAGUGCUCAGGGAUUAUGGAGUUCUGCAAAAGCUGGAGGGUGGUAUGUUCCCUGCCCCUAUAUUUUGAAGGGUUAGGGAGGUUGUGCCAAGGAUUCUUUUGCUUGUCCUUUGUUUCCCCAUUUCAAGUUGCCAUUUAGCGACAGCCGGCAGUGUCUUAAGUGCCCCGGUCCCCCUCUGGGCUUGCCGGCUCCCAGCAGGCACGGCCCAUCCAGCUCAACCAAGCUAAGCUGCCAGUGCUGCUCAUUUGACUUAUCCCCAAUGUCUGGAUGCUAAUUUCUGUUAGAUGCAAUUAGGAGAGAACAGCUCUGGUACAGGCGGACUGCAGCCACAGAAGCUUCUGAAAGCAGCAGCCUUGGGAAUUGGUGCUCUUUUGAUCAGAGUUUUACCAGGGAAAUGUGCAGAUAGCCAUUCUGUGUUAUUUGGGGAGGAGUGUGGGAGCCUUGGGGGGGCAUAGGGUUGCUGCUGUGGAAUCCAGCCUGUCAGGUUGUUUUGUUGUUGUUGGGUUUAAGCAGUAAAUCUUAUUCCCAAGAGAAGGUUGUCACAUCACAGUGAAAAGCUGUGCAGAGAGACGAAGUAUUGCAAAUUAGCCCUACUUUCUGCACAAAUUCUGUUUUCCUUUUGUAACAGGGAGGGGGAGAUGCUGCAGUGAAACGCCUCCUCCAGAGUACUGGGAGCAUUGUCCCUCUGAUCUUCGGAUGAAAAGAGGCGUGAUGUUUUUUUCAAGCAGUCGAGCCAGUUUUGAAAGCAAUGUACUUGUUUGUACCAGAUCAAAAUCUGAGCAGACUUUCCCCCCUGCAAAUUUAGGCCCAUAGUCAGAAAUCAGGGAGUGAGUGAGUGAGUGUGUGUGUGUGUGUGUGUGUGGCAGGAACAGAACAGCCAUAACAUAUAGCUCCAUAGGGUCAAACUUAGGUAAUGGUCACUUUUUUUGGAAGCGUACUGCCGGCACACUUUUCCUUGUUGCUGCAAAUGUAAAAGGGACUUAUUCAAAAAUGAAAGCUGAACAUUCAGGGAGGAGCCUGGAAUAUCAGUUCCCCUCCUUUUGGAACAUAAGACUACCCUGCUGGAUUAGGCCAGUGGCCCAACUGGCCCAGCAUCCUCUUCUCACAGUGGCCAACCAGAUGCCCCAACCAGAAACCCUCAAGCAGGACCUGAGCACAACAGCACUCUCCCUCCUGCAGUUUUCAGUAACUGGAAUUCUGGAAGAAGGACUGCCUCUGUUAGUGGAGGCAGAGCAUAGCCAUAAUGGCUAGUGGCCUCCUCCUCCUCCAUUAGUUUGACCAAUACGCUUCUAAAACCACCCAUCCCUGAGAAGAACUUACAUGGGAUGGGGGUAGGCCAAGGUUUUGAAAAUGGUAUAGGUGCAAUAUACUCUGAACAAAAGGCUAAAUUAAUUGUAAAUAAUGUGGUCACGGAAGAAUUCAAGAUAGAAAAAGGGACACGACAGGGGUGCCCAAUUUCCCCACUGCUUUUUAUAUCGGUCCUGGAGGUUCUGCUAAAUAUGAUUAGAAAGGACCGGUUGGUUAAGGGCAUACAGGUCGGAGCUAAACAGUAUAAACUGAGAGCAUUUGCAGAUGACCUAGUAUUGACGCUACAGGAGCCAGAAUCUCGCACUAAAAGAGUUUUAGAAUUAAUUCAGGAAUUUGGUCAGGUGGCAGGUUUUAAAUUGAACAAGCUAAAAACUAAGGUUUUAGAGAAAAAUUUAACACCGAUUGAAAGAGAGAGGUUUCAGAAUGAGACAGGAUUGAAUGUGGUAAAGAAAGUGAAAUACCUGGGGAUUAAUAUGACAGCCAAAAAUGGGAACUUAUUUAAAGAUAAUUACGAAAAAUGUUGGACGGAAGUGAAAAAAGAUUUAGAAAUUUGGUCAAAUUUGAAACUCUCACUGCUGGGCCGUAUUGCUGUGAUAAAGAUGAAUGUAUUGCCUAGAAUGUUGUUUUUGUUUCAGACACUACAAAUUGUAGAUAAGAUGGACUGUUUCAAGAAGUGGCAGAGAGAUAUUUCUAGAUUUGUCUGGCAGGGCAAGAAGCCCAGAAUAAAAUUUAAGAUAUUAACUGAUGCUAAGGAAAGAGGUGGAUUUGCCCUGCCAGACCUUAAACUUUAUUAUGAAUCAGCAGCUUUUUGCUGGCUGAAAGAAUGGCUACUUCUCGAAAACACAGACAUUUUGGAUCUAGAAGGUUUUAACAAUGUAUUUGGAUGGCAUGCAUACUUAUGGUAUGAUAAGGUCAAAGCACACAAAGCAUUCAAAAACCAUAUUGUCAGGAAAGCAUUGUAUAAUGUUUGGAUAAGAUAUAAAGAUUUAUUGGAAAAUAAAACCCCAAGGUGGCUGUCACCAAUGGAAGCAAAAGCUCUGAAAAGGCUCAAUAUGGAGGCCAAAUGGCCGACAUAUUGGGAAAUUUUGGAGCAAGAAGGAGACAAAUUGAAAUUGCAGAGUUUUGAGAAACUAAAAAAUAAAGUGAGAGAUUGGCUUCAUUAUUAUCAGAUAAUGGAGGCAUAUAAUUUGGAUAAGAAAAUUGGCUUCCAGGUGGAAAAGUCAAAAUUAGAAACAGAAUUGUUAGAACCCAAAACUAAAAAUCUGUCAAGAAUGUAUAACUUGCUGUUGAAAUGGAAUACUCAGGAUGAAACGGUGAAAUCUGCUAUGAUUAAAUGGGCACAAGAUGUUGGACAUAAUAUUAUGUUUGCUGACUGGGAACAGUUAUGGACCACAGGUAUGAAGUUUACGGCAUGUAAUGCCUUAAGAGAAAAUAUUAUGAAAAUGAUAUACGGGUGGUACAUGACCCCAGUCAUGCUUGCAAAAAUUUAUCAUUUGCCCGAUAAUAAAUGUUGGAAAUGUAAAGAAACUGAAGGUACAUUCUUUCACCUUUGGUGGACGUGCCCAAAGAUUAAGGCUUUCUGGGAAAUGAUCUAUAAUGAAUUGAAAAAGGUAUUUAAAUAUACCUUUCUGAAGAAACCAGAGGCCUUUCUUUUGGGCAUUGUCGGCCAAUUGGUGCCAAAGAAGGAUAGAACCUUUUUUAUGUAUGCCACAACAGCAGCAAGAAUACUCAUCGCAAAGUAUUGGAAGACACAAGAUCUACCCACUUUGGAAGAAUGGCAGAUGAAGGUGAUUGACUACAUGGAAUUGGCGGAAAUGACUGGCAGAAUCCGAGACCAGGGAGAAGAGUCGGCGAAAGAAGACUGGAAGAAAUUUAAAGACUAUUUACAGAAAUAUUACAAAAUUAAGGAAUCUUAGAAGGAUGUUGGAUAGAAACUAAGAGGUUUUUAGCUGUAAUGCCUUAAGAGAUAUGAAAAAAAAGUUAACAAUUGGGUAAAAGUUUAAUGGUAAGGAUUUGCUGAACUAACAAACUGAACUGGAAUACAAAGAAGGGAGGUAUGAGGAGGUUCGGGGAAAUAAGUGCAAGGAAGAUAGGUUAUGGAAAAUUAAUGUGUUUUUAAUUGUUUUAUUCUGUAUGUUUUUCUUUAUACUUUUUUCUUUAUUUUGUAUUUUCAUGUAUCCUUUUGAAACUUUAAUAAAUAUUAUUUAAAAAAAAUAAAAUAAAACCACCCAUCCCUGGUGGCCAUCCCUGCCUCCGCCUGAACCAGUGCACCAAUUGCAAAGAGCCUUAUAGGUGUAGCGCCAUAGAAGCUAACAUAUGUGUUAUGACAUAAGUGGGGCAUGGGGUUGGGAAUGUAGGUAGUGCUGUCAAAUAACACUGAAAUGCAGAAAAUAAUUGUUAGGAGAACUCAAUUAUGAAUGUACGUCAGAUAUGUACAGUGAUAACUCACAACAGCAAUAGCUGAUGCAAUGCAAUCAUACUCGCAUUGCAAGUUAAUUAACAAUGGCACCGAUCAGACAAAGAUAUUGACAGAGUUUGAGCGCCAUGGCAGAAAAGGUCCCCUUGCCAGUAGUUACACUAGCUGAUAUCACUUGCUUUGUUUUGCUUUCUCAUUUCUUCAGGCCAGAUGCUUUGAUGACUCAGUUAUUAUUCCAUAUUUUGCAGUUUUCCGUGGUCUGUUCAUUUACAGAUAUUUUUCCUUCCUUUAAAAGGUGCCAAGCGGGUGACCAACAAGGCAACUCUGUGGUACGUGCCCCUCUCUCUUAACAACGUGAACAAAAUAUUGGAAGUCCCUCCUAUUCAGGUAAGGGGAUGUUCCAAGGGUGAUGGUGGAGCUCUAUAUGAGUCAGGUGUUAGUCCAGAUUCUGCAAACAAAAUAAGCAAUGCCCAUUUCCAUGUUUACAUCCACUUGCUUAAUCAUGUACUGUAUUGUGUUGUAUAAUCUGGUUUCGUUGUCUUGAUUCACACUGUAGCUGAGAUUCUCCUAGAAAGAUGUCCUCUUCUCCCCCCAGACUUCCUUUGAACAAACUUUUUCUAACUUCCUCCUUUGCUCCAACAUAUUGUGACAUAUCAGAUUUAACACUUGGUCCACGUUGCUCCUGUUCACUCCAUUACCUUAGAGGGAAGUCCUCUCUUGCCAUGCCUUCAAAGGGGCAGUGUGUGUCCUCUUAAACAGCUGUAUAGAAAAACACUCUGGCAACUUCCUUUCUCCAUUGGUGGCCCAAGAGGACAUUUCCUUGCCUCCAGUGGCACAUGAAGCAAUGGUGGUGGUGUGGCCAGUCGGGCAGCAGUCCUUGUCCCUUCCCCUCUGACUUGGGAUGACCAGGUGGCCCUUCUGUUUCUUAUCAGUUUGCAGAGAAGGCGCAGGAGGAGGAAGGGAGAAGGCGCUACGAAGAGCAGAAGCUGGAACGUUUGGAAACGAAGGAGAGGAACGGGGAUGUCAUCAUGCCAGUGAUUAAUCCAGGUAAGACGGGCAAUCUGAGUUAACGCCUGCUCCAAAGGACAUGGUGAGGCUUAGCAGAAUCAUUGCAUCUUUACAUGGAACUGUUGAUUAGCUUGCUGCCAAAGCCAGAAGUACUAACUUUGGGGCAGGUAUUUUUGUGAGUGAACAACUGCAACCCCUCCCCGAACUACUGAUUUCUAAAAUGUUAUACCUUCCCAUGAAUCAUGCCCAGGAUGCACCAUUAAUUGACGUAUCCUUAUCAACUACAUGUCACACCUGCUCCCUGGUCCUUCCUUCAAACAGGAACAUUUUAGGCCUUUUCUCCCCCAUAUCCCUCUGGCUGGCUCCUAGGUUCAGCCUGAAGGUUGCCCACACCCAGUGGCGGAGGGGGCAAUCCGCCCGGGUGUUAUCUCUAAGGGGGUGACAAGAAGGCACUCCACGGGGGGCUCGCCGCUGGGCACGAGUUGCUGCCAUCACGCCACCGCAGCCGCGCGCGGAGGAUCUUCCUUUUGCGGUUGCAGUGGUGGAGGAGGGAUCCCAUUGGCGUCUGUACGGCGCUUGAGCAGCUCCUACAGAUCCCUCCGCUGCAGCCACGGGCAGAGGAUCCCGCUGUCGUCGAGCAGCUCUGUCGGCAAACUGCCCUGUGGCGCAUGCGCAGUGCUGCUACGUACGCCGCAUGUGUGUGUACUGUACGUACAGUGUCACACAUGCACAGUACAUGGCGCCGCACAUAGGCUGCGGGGCGGUUUGCCCCCCCGACACCCCACACCAGGUGCUGGUUAGCCAUCCUUUGCCCCUGCCCACACCUGUAAUAUGGUGGCAUCUUUGCUACAGAGGUGGGAUAUCUGGGAUUGUAGUUCAGUGGGUGCUUCCCGAGAGUCAGUUGACUGUGAUUUGACAACUUCUUAACUGUUGUUGUUGUUUAGUCGUUUAGUCGUGUCCGACUCUUCGUGACCCCAUGGACCAGAGCACGCCAGGCACUUCUGUCUUCCACUGUCUCCCGCAGUUUGGUCAGACUCAUGUUUGUAGCUUCGAGAACACUGUCCAACCAUCUCGUCCUCUGCCGUCCCCUUCUCCUUGUGCCCUCAAUCUUUCCCAACAUCAGGGUCUUUUCCAGGGAGUCUUCUCUUCUCAUGAGGUGGCCAAAGUACUGGAGCCUCAGCUUCACGAUCUGUCCUUCCAGUGAGCACUCAGGGCUAAUUUCCUUAAGAAUGGAUGCGUUUGAUCUUCUUGCAGUCCAUGGGACUCUCAAGAGUCUCCUCCAGCACCAUAGUUCAAUAGCAUCAAUUCUUCGGCGAUCAGCCUUCUUUAUGGUCCAGCUCUCACUUCCAUACAUCACUACUGGGAAAACCAUGGCUUUAACUAUACGGACCUUUGAUGGCAAGGUGAUGUCUCUGCUUUUUAAGAUGCUGUCUAGGUUUGCCAUCGCCUUUCUCCCAAGGAGCAGGCGUCUUUUAAUUUCGUGACUGCUGUCACCAUCUGCAGUGAUCAUGGAGCCCAAGAAAGUAAAAUCUCUCACUGCCUCCAUUUCUUCCCCUUCUGUUUGCCAGAACUUCUUAGCUAGUCACCAUAAAAGCUGGAUCCAUUUUGCAUUUCCUGCUGCAGAGCCUGUCUGAUGAUGGUGCCAGCUUGUGUGUGAACCUGGAUGGGGACUGGCAUCUCCUCCUGAUGUCUUGAACAGGCUCAGUCUCUCAGUUUGGCUCACAGAAGCUCACAGGGAUCCAGGCUGAGAAUUCCAGGUUGGAGGUCUAGAACUUCCAUGCCAUGCCUUGGGACUUUCCCCAGAGGCACAUGCUCCUCUUUACCUACCCCACUUCUAUGCAUAAAGACAGACUUUCUUCCUUCCUCCUGCUCCAAUGAAAGCCCAAAGCCUGCCUUUUGGGAAGUGAAGAGCCCCAACCUGCGCAAUGUGCCUGGAGCAAGAGCAGUCCUCCAGGGAUGCUUUCGUCUUCCUUCCACCACAGAAACAGUUGGGUUCAAAGCCAUCUAUUUUAGUGCUCAGACUGUCUGCACUCGGAUAUUUAUAGAUGACCAUACAGCGGUGUGCAUGCAGCCCAGGAACGUGUCAUUCCCCCUCUCCCCAUCGACUCGAGGAGACUGUUCAGUGGAUUUCUUCUCAGAGCCGUGAGCGGCAGCAGUCAUGCCUUCUCUAAAGCUGAGGCUGCUGCCAGAGCAUGUGAUCGAGUGAACUUGCAGAGGUAGGAGCUCCAAAGAGGUGACCUGCAGGUCUAUUUUUGUCUCUGUGAACAGAGCCCCCCCUUCCCCACUAGCUUAAUUUUAGGUGUCUUUUAGAGCAGGAAGAGCACAGGGGAUUUGUGCUGCAGUUGCCUAGCAACCCAUCACAAAGGGCUGGGGGGGGGGGGAGAGCGAGCUCGGAUCUCUUUUGUCAUGUCCAGGAGGCUUUUAAGACGAAAAUUUCUACAGAAUGGCAGUGGGCUUCCUUUGUUUGGAAGCUUUAGGAUGGGGCACAGCUGUCUGUUUCCACAGUGAAUAGACUGUAUGUUCUACUUAAAGGUCGUUGUCUGUGUUAAGGACAUUUAAAGCUUGAUGUGCUCCAGACUAAAGGUGUGUUGGGAACUCCCUGCCAAGUGAAGUAUCUAAGGACUUGUGCUAGGAGAGAGCCUCAUGUGGACACAGCAGAGAGGAAAGCAGGUUCUGCCCCUGCAGCUGGGUGGUGCACUGGCACCUCUGGCUAUAAACACCAGGAACUUGGCCUGAUCCGCAGAGCAAGGCUUUCAGCCUGCUGCACUUUAGGGUCCAGCUCAAGUCCUGCCUCCAUCCAUGGAUGACAGAGUUCCUGGGUUGUUGUUAUUCAUUAAACUUAUUAGUCACUUUUUAAAAAAAACAACAAAACAGUAACUCAAAGUGGCUGAACAAUAAAUAAGUAACAUAUGCAUUAAAACCAGCACAAAACAAGACAGAGAAAAAUCUAAAACUCAUUCAAGUUUAAACAGAAGGUACCUGCUGAAUCUCUAUUGGCAGAGCAUUCCACAGUACUGUGCCGAUGACACUAAGACUGUAUUUCUUGUUAUUGAGUGAGCCUCACCAACUCGGGGAAUGACCAAUGAUACUCCUGCAGAUGAUCUCAGAACUUGGAUAUAAGGGUUCAGGCAGCUCCCCAAUCCCAGAUCCACUUUAGACCAGGCUUUGUAACUGAAUCACCCUUGAUCACCCUGAUUUAUUGUGAGAGGGACGGGGAAUGCAACUGUGUUACUUCUGCUCAAUCUCUCAGGGGCUUUUGCUGCCCUUGACUGUGAAAUCCACCUGGACCAGCUCAGAGCGAUGGGUAUUGGAGGCACCGUAUUAUGAUGCUCCUGUUUGUAUCUUCAGGUCUGGUGGCUGAUGCACUUGUGUGCAAGGGCUGAACAGACUUUAAUAGAAGGUAGCUUUGAGGAUGGCUGGACAUUGAUAGAACCUAAAUGGUUAGAGGGUGUUGAGCACAUGGAAAUUGUGCAGAGCUGGUACAAGAGAGGUGUGGAAUGGCAGGGGCUUGAAAUGAUUAUUGCUGUGUCUGUGUAAUAAUUCAGAGUGCUGGUAUUGUCUUAUAAAGCCUUAUGCAGCUCCAUAUUCCAGUACCUCAAGGACUGCCUCUGCCAUAGGAACCAACCAGGCCCAUGCGAUUGUCACCCAAGGCUUUUCUUCAUGUGCCCCCCCCUCCAUGGGAGGUUCAGAGGGUGGCAACAUGAGAGCAGGCCUUUUCAGUGGUGGCUCCCCAUUUGUGGCAUGCUGUUUCUGAGGAGACUUGCCUGGUGUCAUCAUUAUAUAUCUUUACACGCCAGGCAAAAACCUUCCUCUAUAUUUGGCCUUUGGCCUGUAGCUAUCUGAGGCCUUUUAGAGUCGGUGGGAUUUUUUAAAUGAAUUACAAAAAUUGGUUUUAAUGUGUUUGUGUGGGGUUUUGUUUGUUUGUAAGUCUCUUUGAGUUGCCUUGGGCAAGAAAAAGCAACUCACCAAUUCAAUCAAUAAAUGAAUAAAUAAUGGAUUAAAACUCCCAUGUGCUAUUUUGUGUAUGUGUGUGCGUGUGUUUGUGGGCACUCUGGGAUCAUUUUCAGUGGUGUCGGAAUCCCACCCUCCUGGAAGAGACUCCAUGCAAGGCAGUAUCUGAAGUCUUAUCGACAGUAACCUUCUGGUGAACUGCUGCCACAGACACUGCCUCUUUCUCUCAAUUUAUUUGCCUGGUGGGCAAGGAAGGGCUAGCAAGCAGCAACAUACCCCCAUAUGCAGUGAUUCACUCAUCAAGCAUUUUGUAUUCAAAUGCCAUUGGCUACACGAUGUCCAAAACAGAGUGAAGUCAAUGUGACUUUUUAAUUCCCAUAUGAAAUCCAUACUCCCUUUCUGAAAAUGUAACCCAGAUUCCCUUUAGGUUCAAACACUUAAUGUUAGAUUGUUUUCUCAGCUCUUGGGUUGUGUUUUACUGAGCAGGUCCUUCUCUGAAGUCUGUCUUGUGGUUGGAUGAGGGUUGCUGUGUUUGCUCUUCCCUUCAGCUCCUGGCAUGCUACUUAAUCUGGGUGAUCAGGUUAAUCUUUGGGAGAGUGAAAGUCUUGGCAUGGUUGAUAGGUGUGAGAUACUGUAUUGCCUGAAGGUUGGGGGUGAGGCUACAUGACCUUCAUAUCCCAUUGCGCCUUGUAAUCCUGCAGUGAAUGCUCACAGCUUACCUUUCUGUCUCUCUUGCUCUCCUUGCUCACAGAUAGACAAAGAAAAGGUAAGAUUGUUCAGACUAAUUAACACCGUUAAGAUAGGGAAGCUUCCAAGUGUUGGCUCUCUUAUUCUUUGCUGUAAGAUUUGUCAAAGGAAAUAACUCUCGGCUUGGCACUAUGGGGGCAGAUCCCCUUAUUGUUUUAAAGUUCAUUACAAUUGCUUAAAGCAAAUUAUAUAAAAUUAUAUAUAUAUAUAUAUAUAUAUAUAUAUAUAUAUAUAUAUAUAUAUACUUGAAUGGAUUUGGUUUAGAGGAGGCAUAUAAUUUUAAAAGUUAAGGUUUGCUUGGUUUCUUAAUUUUUUUAGCGCUGGAGGACUGGGCAGGUACUGUGCUAGCUAAGGUGGAUCAGAUUUUUUUCCCCUUAGGUGGUUGCUGCAAGAGGGGAGAGGAUCUAACAGCCAGAGCUCAGCUGAAGGGAGUCCCUUUCCCCUGCUAGUUGGGGAGGGGCAAUGGUGCUAAACAUUCUGGAUGAGAAAUGCUUGUUCCUUUGUUUAAAAGCUAUAUAGCCACGGGUAGAUGAUUUUUCAAAAUACAUAAGGUUUCACUGGUCGCAAAUAGUGGUUAUACAUUUGAUUUCACAUGUCAGCCAUGUUGGUAAAUACACAGAUUUCAAAACUGCUGCCUUUUCAGGUGGGUUUUCAUAGUCUGUUUUGACCCCUUUAAGGCAGGGAUCAAACAUUGCUGCUUCAAGGCGUCUUCCAUUGAUAUGUGGUGUACACAGGGCAUCACGCUACAACCUGUUUUCCCAGCAUUUCCUUGGAACUGAAUUGCAGGGGAAGAGGCGCAAGCUGUUUUUCAGGGAAGCUCUUCUGCCAUUAUUAUUCUUACUGAGGAUCCUGACACAGUUGCAAAAACUGCUAACACAAAAUUCUUCAAGUCUGAAUGCACCCUUAGUCUGAUCCAGCAGAUCUCUUCCUCUGUCCUUACACUUCUGUGAACUCUAAAACAUCCUUUCUGUGGGGCUGAAUUAAUUUGGUCUUCUCAUGGUCUGUGCUCUUCCCUCCCCUUACAGAGCCAUAUACUGUUGGCUACAGCCAGUCCAGCUUGAUCCACCUGGUGGGACCAUCUGACUGCACCAUGCAUGGAUUUGUGCACGGAGGUAAGUUCCCAGUCUGUGUCCAUCAUGGCUUUGAUGUGCUCUUUUGGUGCCACACCAUGGCUCUGCCAGACAUCCCGUCAUUUGCUAGAAAGUCCUGGGUGAACCCUUUGAGGAGGUGCCUGUUGAUGCUGGUUUCAUUCAUUAACUUAUAUACUGCUUCCUGUUUCAGCAGAAAUCUCUAAGCAGUUCCUUGGCAUCAGCUGUCAUGUAACCUUUCCCUUAACUGCACCCAGGCCUAUCUGUCAAGUUCUGCCUACUUUUCCACACACCCCUUUGUUCUGUUAGUCUUGCAUUGGAGGCUUACUGGGCAGGAGUUGUAUGUUUGUAAUGCAUGAGUGCCACAGAGGUCUCCUACAUCUGUUUUGGAACUAAUCAGGGGCUUGGGAGGCUUGAAUCAGGAACCUCAGGAUUUAGGGCUAGGGUCUUCUCUGGUAAGCUGGCUAGAACCAUACGAAUUCAGGCGCCUAGACACACAAUCUCAGGUUGUGUAAACAUUGGUGCCUGCAAUUGGCAGUCUGUGUUACAAAACCUCUGGAUGAGCGGACGGAAUGGUAUGUCUUGCUUGCUGUGCUUCGGGUAUCACCUUUUUCAGUUACGAGCUCAUGCAACUGACUUCAGGGAUCUUGAAUGGGAGAGGGUCCCCCCCCCCCACUGGCGGAGGAAGAGGAGUGCGGGGGAAGCGCACCACCCCCGGCAGCACGAUCCGGGUGGGAUGCCAUCGCGGCUGCCCUUCCGCCUUCGCUGGGUGCCACACCCCCGCAGGUGGCGCACCACGCCCCCAGGACACGUGCCACGCCCCGGGACUCAUGUCAGCCCCGCCCUGCCUGCUCUCCGCCCCCCGGUGCCAGAGCAUGAAGCUCUGCCACUGCCCCCACCCCCCCGGGCUGGAUUCAGGUUGCUGUCCAGUCCCAAGGAGCCAAAGGAAGAUCUCUUUAAUAACAUUGUAUGUCGUGUUUGUUGUAUCUCGAUGUAGAGUUCUAGUGGCAUCGGUUUUUGGCCGCCUUCCAGUUGCAUUGACUGGAUGGAUCCAUUACAUUAAGCCGACCGUUCAGCCAAAAACAAAACAAAAAAACCCCCAACCAUUCUAGGAAAUGUGUUGAGAGACUGAAUUGCUCCAAAUUUCCCAGCAAAAUGCAACAUCUGUCGGUUUAUGCAAAAAGCCUCAGUUGGCACAGAGUCUCUUUUCUAGCUGCAGCUCCGCCUCUUGCUGGCGACUACAUUAGCCCUGCGCAGUUUAUUCUACGUGUGCUGAAAAAUCCUCAACCAAUCUCCCCCAACCUGGCGUCCUCCAGAUGUUUUGAACUACAGUUCCCAUCAGCAGUCUGUGUCUGUGUGUGUAGAAAGGAGGAAAAGACAGAGCAGCUCAAAGAGAAUGGAAUGGUGCCUUUUUCUCCUUUACCUCCAAAGAGAUCAAUGGAGGGGUGGAUGGCAAAAUGGUUUGCUCUUAAUAGAGAUUGUAAAACCAUAACUGCUGGUAUUUUUGUUGCUUCGCAACAGCUGCCUCUUUCCUAAAAUACUGCACCUGCAACUUGACUGUUUAGCAAAAUUGAUUUUCUCUUGAAUAAAAUGUUGGCAGAUGUGUGCGGGUGAUUUGCAGGAACAAUUUUAAUCAUAUUAUGGUAAGGUUGGUUUUUGGCCAAAUUAGGCCUAGUUUGAACUUUCUCCUUUAAAAAAAUUCAAAACUGCCUUGUGCCAUUUUCUGUGAAAAACAUGGGAUUGCUCAAGGCUAGGAAGAGUUUGGGGAAUAGAAGGGUGAAAUAUUGUGGAGCUGUCCCUCCCCCCCCCCUCCCCGGGCCUGCAUGCUGUUCUGUUAGCAGGGCUGGGACAAAAUAAAAAUAAAAAUGCAACCAUGCUGGUCUGUGAGCUAUCGGAUAGAUCUAAUAAUCCAGAUUUGCAGCACUUUAGAGGGCAGAUGAGAAUAUAAUGCAGGUUUCAGGCACUGGAUAAAAAGAUCAUCCCCCCCCCCCGCCCCCCGGCCAUCAGCUUCUCUGAAACUGAGGCUUCAGUAGUAGUUCUCACUGGGGUGCAGUCUGGCUCGCAGUCCACUCCUCUGCAUAUCUGCUCAGGAGUAAAUCCUAUUGAGUUCAAGUGGGUAUAGGAUUGCAGGCUUCACACUGCAAAGUUCCUUGGCUUCCAGGUGGCCAUUGUGUGACUUGUGGCUUUCCCAGACAUCCAGAUGGAGCAGCUGGGAAGAAAGUAAUAAUGGGAGCUUUGUCAAGCUCACUGCUUGGUGUUUGGGGUGCUGUUUGCAGUGCCUGUCAUUUCAGUGUAGCAGCUUUAGAUGUGCAAGAUCAAAGUUUGAGUAUCAGCAGAAAUCGCAGCAUAAUUGGCAGCCAGGAGGGCCUGACUGGCAGAAGGCAACAGACGUAGCACAGAGCGCAGCCCUGCCUUGGUGUUCUAUUUUUAAAAGGCAAUGGAAGUCAUGAGAUCUAGGAAAGAUCCCACCAAGGCCCCAAGGUGAGAACCUUGCCUUAAAAUCCACUGUUGACUCUUAAUAGAUUCUCGCAAGCAACCGAGGGGGCUGUCGCUGUUAGGGUGGGCUUGGUGUUCAUAAUAAAGCACCAGGAUCAAUCCUCAGCACGAGGAAAGGCCUCAGCCUGUGUCACAGAAGAGCUGUGUCUGAGAUUCCUCUGCUGAUCAGAAUGGUUUCAGUCAAGCUGCCUUCAACAACCUUGGUGACCUUGGUGGACUGCUGCUGCACCCAUCAGCUCCAACCGCCCAGGGGGCUGUAUAGAAAUAAGUCAGUAGGGCAGGAUCAGUUAUGUGUGCAGGUCCAGUCUCCUCAUCUGAAAAAAUAUAUAUUGUAGAUCUGCAGAUGGUACAGACACAGGCAGCCAAAGUGAGCCUCACAAGAUCAGACCAAAGUCUUUUUGACUUCUUAGUUUGGGGGGGGGGGAGAGAGAGAUGACUGGGGGGCAACAUGGGGAGAUAAUAUGAUAUAUGGCUGUAGAAUUACGCAUGAUGAGGAACAAGUGUGUUUUAUAAUCCUGGCAUUUGUGUGGUGAUCCAAUGAGGAAGAUUGGGGGUAGAUUCAGGUCUGGCCAAAGAAAGCACUUCUCCACACAACACAUGGUGGGUUUUUAUUUAUUUAUUCUUUUUGAGUCCCCCCCCCACCAGUUGUGGUGGUUCUCACUGGCUUUUUUGGGUGGGGGAGGGUUAAAUUUGUGGAUGAAGAUGUUUGACAUCAGUUAAUGGUUUGACAGAUUGUGAGCCACUUUGGACACAGCCUUGUGGAAAAGCAGCUUGCCAAUGAAUGCUGUCUGAAUAAAGCCUCUAUGAUCAGAGGGCUGUUUUGCUUGAGUGCUGCAAGUGAGUUCCACAGAGGCAUUUCAUUGUAGAAACCAGGAUGGAGGACUAGAGGGUGUCUUUGCUUGGAUCCAGCUAUGGGGCUCUUCAUAUGUUCUGACAAUUAAAGCCGCAGAAGAUGAUGAAAUGGGCAGGUGCUGCCAUGGGCUGCAGAAGCAACACACGGACUGCUCUGUUAUUCAGAGGCUGCAGUGCAGGUAGGAAGAGGCUGUGAUAGGCUGAGCUGUGUCUGGCUUGGGAUGUUCCAGCUGCCCAAGAUCCUGCAUGUUAGAGGAGGGCUAGCCAAAGUGCUGCCUACAGGUGGUGCUGGACUACAUCUCCCAUCAUUCCUGACUAUUUGCCAUUCUGGCUGGGGCUGAUGGGAGCCGCAGCCCAACAACAUCCGGAGGGCACCAGGCUGGCAAAAGGCUGAAGCAGCGUAACCUAGAUAGAUGUGAUGGUAAUGCCAUUUGUUCGGAGUUUUCUUUUAAUCAAAAUUUAAAUCCCCUGCUUGAAUGCAGAUGAGGUGGUGCUUCUAGUAGUGCCAGAGAAGAGAAGUGGUUGCUAUAGAAACUCUUCAUUAUGAAGACUCUCCUUGGUAAUCUAGACCUGUGUAAUUAAAACAUACACUUUGGAGAAGGAGGGGGCUCUCAACUUUAAAAUCAAGUCUCACAAAUUAAGUGGAAGCCUUUUGAUGGGAGGAUUGUGCUGGAGUCGGAACUGACUUGCUAAAAAUCCUGUCUCGUGCCUCUAAAAAGAAAGAAAAGUAUAUGUGUGACUUAGAGUAGAAUCCUGGUAACACCUCCCAUCUAGCUGGUUUAGGAAUAGAAUGGCUGAUGGAUGCUAAGCCCUGGUGACCUCACUGCCCAUUUGUACUUGGGAACCAAAAAGAGGCUGUGCAGACAUUUGACACAGAGAACCAGCAGUCAUGAUGCAGGGUUGUCUUUUGUAUUGAGCAUAUAUGAAUUCAAGCAUCUAAAAAGCACCUUCCCUCUUCCCCAAGGCAUUGACUUCCAAUGACCUAAUAAACUUUAGAAAAAGACUCUCUGUCCUCCCCACCCUUUCCACCUGUUUACAAACACACACAGAUAGAGACUUUUUAGCCACAAAAGACUCUAGUAGGCCUGGUUAGGAAAUUCUGACCAAGUGAUGCUUCUGAAUACCAGAUGCUGGGAAUUGCAGGAGGAGAGAGUCCUCUUCUGCUUGAGUUCUACUUGCUGGUUUCCCACAGGUAGGUGGUUGACCACUGUGAGAACAACAGGAUGCUGGACUAGAUGGGCCCCCUUUGGCCUGAUCCAGCAGGGCUCUUCUCAUGUUCUUAGUUUGAAUGGUUGUGGAUCUGUAGCUUUUAAGAGCUGGUUUGUAAAGUGGAUAUAUAAUACAGGAAGUAAAAUUUUGGGGAAAGGAUGUACACCCACCACCAAUGAACCCAGUUUAUUUUAUAGAUCCAGUGCCUUCUCUCAGAACCAGCUGGUUCAGAACAAGGUGUCUCUCUCUCUCCAGCUCCUUGGCUCCCACAGUAGCUGGCCAGAUGGUUUCAGGAAGCCCACAGGCAGACUUGGAUGGCAGAUGUGCCCCUCCAGCAACUGAGCUGAAUAUGGAGUUCCUGCCUGGUCCUUAUUGCUAACAGCCGUUGGUAGGCACAUUCAUGGAGAUCUUUUCUACAGUGUCAGAACAUAAGAAGAGCCUGCUGGAUCAGGCCAGUGGGCCACCGAGUCCAUCAUCUUCGUCUCACAGUGACCAAGCAGGUGCCUAUUAUGAGGAACUGGCAAGUAGGACCUGAGCACAAGAGCACUCUCUCUUGUGGCUUCCAGCAACUGGUAGUCAGAAGCAUUUCUGCAACUGACUGUAGAGGUUGAGCAUAGGCAUCAUGGCUAGUAGUUAUCGAUAGCCUCGUGGACACAUUCAUGAUUUGUCUAAAAUUUUAAAGCCACCCAAGUUGGUUGCCAUCACUGCCUCCUGUUGGAGGGAGUUCCCUAUUUUAUGUGCUGCAUGAAGAAGACCUUUCUUUUAUCUGGCCUGAAUCUUCUGGGCUGGGGUGUGGCAUGUAUGAUGGAUGGGCCCUGGCCUGGAAGGCGGGGUUUUUUGCACAUACUUUGGAAUCACUGCUUGUUGUUUGUGGCUGCAAGGCACUAGACCUCUUGAUGUGGAUAGGCUUGUGCUGCUUUCCACUCUCCCUUUUGCUGUUCCUCCGCAGCUCCUCUUCCCCCACACUUAACUCAGCCUAAAAUGCGCUCAUUACAGCUGCUUCCCUUGUUCCAGGUUGCUCCCCCAUCAUGCCACCCUGGGUGCAUUGCAGCACUGAUCCACACUGCACGUGCUUCUCUACUUUUUUUAGCCUCUCACAGUACACCACAGGCUCUCCCCCAGCAGGGAGUAAUGGCUUAACUGCUAGCCCUGGCAGUCUUCAUCUUAUUGUUUUCCCUAUAGCCCUGGCAGUCUUCAUCUUAUUGUUUUCCCCAUGUUGGGGAGGGGGGAGUGCUGUUACUAGCCAGGGCCUUGCUGCCCUCGUGAUGCAUGCAGGGCCAGCCAGUCCCCAGGGUGGCUUGAUUAAUUGGCCAUCACCGCCUGGUUGGGGGCAGCGGCAGGGCAGGGGAGAUGGAUGCUUUGUUUCAAGGCCUCCUCUGCAAAUCGGGGUUAAUGCGAUUUCAUCUGUCUCCAGCAGGCUAACACUAAUAGGGCAGCAAGCAGGCAAGAGGAGAGCUGCGCUCUGGAGACAUCGCCUUCCAAGCGACUCAGGAGCAAAUCAUUCUCCUUGCAAGCACAGGCCCAACUCUCGGGUUGGCAAAAUAUCUGUUCUAAUAAGGGUCAAGGAGUGGCUCUUCUCUCUGGUCGUCCUUCAUGGGAUCAUGGGCUUCAGUUUGCAGCAUCUUCAGUUUAAAGGUUGUGAGGUAGCAGAGCUGGUUCCAGCUGGAGACUUUGGGGAAGCAAUCAGAGUGAACCAGACUUCACCAUCCUGAUACCCUCCAGAUGUUUGGGGCUACCGCUUCCAUCAGCUGUGCAGCGACAGCUGAGCUGGCUUGGGCUGGUGGGAGUUGUCACCCAUAAUGGCUUGCUGGGGGCUCCAGGUUGGUGAAUGCUGCCUGGAAUAGGCAAUGUUAGGCUAGGUGAACUAAUGAUCUGGCACAGUAUUUGCCAGCUUCCUAUUCCUGAAGAGUAGCUCAGUCCCAAGAAAGCAGCCGUUGGUUAACCUGUUUAACCUCAUGUUGCACCCCUUGGGGAUGCUGCAGACUAAAUCCUGUGGUCCCAUCCAGGCAGUGCAUGCUGUCUACUACUGAGCUGUAACUCCCUGCCAAUUUUUGGACUUUUAUACCGCUUCAGGCACCAUAGCUAUGUAUUCUUUGGCAUGGAGAAACAAGAGUUGAAUUAACUUGGAAGGUGGGCAAUAUGUGUUGUUUUCCAUCCCCCUCCUUGCUAGGUACAUUUUAGCAGAGAAUUGAUUUGUGAUAUAUUGGUGUGCUGUUGUGUGUGCUGCAACUUUCCCUACUCUGUUGGUAUUUACUUCUCUGUUUCAAAGCAGAAACAAAAAAACUCAGGGCUACUGUCCUAUGUGUGUGCCCAUGCCCAUUUGCAUCUUGUGUUUAAAAAGAAAACACCCCCAAACCUGGAGUGAGUUGCCUGUCAAAUAGAUACCCUGUAAUUUGGCUGCCAUCUAUGAAAUGACAAAUCUCCUCUUCUGACACCAAACACAAAAUUACUGAGAAAUGUCUGUGUAAUUAUUCUUGUUCUCUUUAGGUGACAGCUUGAAUGAAGUGGCUGUAAAUGUUGGUGAAAUGUGGAUGCUGAUAGAAAGGAAGGGCAUGGUGGAAAACCUUAACAUAUCCUGCUAAAUUAACUUCUUUAUAAAAUGGGUGAAGGUCUCUGGACAGUUUUGGGACUGUGAGAUGGAAACAGUUUUAUGUGAUGUACAUUGGUGUCCACAGGCAAUAGAUCUCUGCUCUAUUGUUGAAGGGAAAAUCCUAAGACACCUUUUUGAGAAACUGAAAAAUGUGUGGUCUGUACAAUCCAUAUUGCAGGUCAAAGCUUGCUAUGCACCCCUUGCCUUAUUUUUAAAUUUUAUUUCAUCAACUCUGUCCCAUGUGGAGUCCCCCUCCCCAUCCUAGCUCAUAAGAAGAGCCCACCAGAUCAGGCCAGUGACCCAUCUAGUCCAGCAUCCUGUUCUCAUAGUGGCCAACCAGAUGCCUCUGGGAAUCCAACUCUCCUCUCCUGCAGUUUACAGCAAUUGGUAUUCAGAAGCAUUGCUUCCUCCAGCAAUGCUUCUGAAUACCAAUAGCCAUCAACACCCAUGAAUUUGUCUAAUCCUCCUUUAAAGCCAACCAGGUUUGUGUCCAACUCAAAGCUAGUCCGAUAAAAAAAAAAAUUAAAUGGUAAAAGCCUAAAGCAGCAGAAUGGAGGAAGAUGGAACAAAAGUUAAUCUACUCCAAAAUUAUGGUGAAGCAAAUGAGCUUAUAAUAUACCAAACAUUAAUAAAGCAGGAAGCUUGGAAUCUGAUCAGAAACCAGCGGAGAUCUGAUAACAUUGAAGUUGGUGUUCCAAAGGGGACAACCCUACCUGUUGCAGACAGAAUUGGCCAUUUUGUGCCUGCUGACGUUACUAAAGGCAGCCUCACACGAUGUAGCUUUGAUGCAAUCCAAGUGUGACAGUGUCAAGACCUGCUUUUUCUAAGAAAGGGCGUUGCUGCCGCACAAGUUGAAUCUCUGCAAAAGCAUGUCAUGCCACAACUACUGACCUGAUGUAUCAUAGAGCAGAGCUUGGUUCCAGGAGAACUGCAAGCUGCUCUUAGGUGGGGGGGGGGCACUCUCACCCUGUAGGACCAUCUGUGUCCCUCUAAAUCGAGAUCUACCAAACCUUUUUCUUACUUGGUUUAAGUCUCAGUUUGUUAGCCCACAUCCAAUUCAUACCACUGUGAUGCUGGUUCCAGACGUCCUCUCUGAGGUCACAUGGAAAGGGGAGAGAGAGACAGGGAGACAGAGUGGCACUAUACUGCCCCCUCCGCCCCCCCCGCCAAACAUAGCUAAAUGCUGGCACAGUUUCACAGCCAUGAGUGCAAAGAUAAGAUCAUGGUUUGAGUUUGAGAAUACAGUUCCGAUUUUUAAAGCUCUCAUGUUAUCCCUGGCUGUGUUUUGAGACAGACAUAAGCAUGGCCCAUGCAGUGGCCAACCAGAUGCCUGUAGGAAACCAGCAAGCAUCCUUUGGCUUCCAGAAACUGGUGUUCAGAAGCAUUAUUCUCUCCAGCCAUGGAUGCAGAGCAUAGCCAUCCUGACUUAGUAGCCCAUGUGGCAGUGAAUUCCAUAGUUUCGCUAUUUGAAAAAGGACUUUCUUUUAUCUUCCCCGAAUCCUCCAAUGUUCAGCUUCAUGGGGUGUCCGCAAGACCCGGCCUGCCGACGAUGAGCUGUGCUUAGGACAGAUCCCCACAUUAAACAAGAGACACAGAUGCCACUUAAACGGUUUCCCUAUUUUGCAUGAUUCCCCCAUAACAUAUAGGAUUACUUGUCCCUCUGUUCCGUGCUGCUACAUCAGUGCACUGCACAUUUCCCCCCUUCUAGGGAAGCAUGCAGCAUGAUGGGGGAAGUGACGAUCCUUGUUUUAGGAAGGCAACAUGCUCUUCCUCCUGUUGCUGUUGCUUUAACAGCAGUGCAAGGAAGGAAGCCACGGUUCUAGUGAGCGUGCACUUGCCAGGGUAUUUUUAGUAACUGUUAGCUUCCCUGUCAGUUGGAGCCACACUGCCUUGCUUCAGGCCGGGGGGUGGGGGGGGCGGCUGCAUCUCUAUGGAAUACGCUGAAAGCAAGUAGUAAAAGAAAUGGUGUUGCGUCUCUCUCUGACUUCCCAACCUGUACACUGUUUAUUUCACAGGCCAUAAUGCUCGGCAGCGAAGAACACCGUGUGUGUGUGUGUGAGAGAGAGAGAGAGAGAGACUUGCAAGCCAUUUCCCCAUGUCAAUCUGAUUCUUUUGCCCCAUUCUAAAAAGCCUGAUGUCUGCCCACAUGCACCAAAUGUAGUGGCAUGCAGGCAGUCUUUCAGAAAACCAGCGUCAGACCAAAUGCAAUAGAUUGGAUUAGGAGAUUAUUUUAAUUGAUUACAAUGAGCACAAGACAGCACAUAUGGUUCUUCCUUUCCCCCAUUUUAUCCUUACAACAAGCCUGUGAGGUAGGUUAGGCAGAGAGAGGCAGAGUGACUGGCCCAAGGCCACCCAGUGAGCUUCAUGGCCAAGUGGGGUUUUGAACCCCGGUCUCCCAGGUCCUAGUCCAACAAAUUUAACCAUUGCAGCAACCAUUGGCUCUCAGUGAGAGCGAAACUCUGUCAGCACAAGGGGGCUUUGCUGUCUACAGCUCCCUGUACCUCCCAGGGGGUCUGGGGCCUGCAAUGGGAUGGAGAAAUGAGGCUUUAGUGGCCCUGUCUCACUCAGUCCUAGUCUGACCCUUUUAGCACUAUCCCAUGCUGGUUUACCCAGCCAUCAUCUCCUGUGGAGGUGCUCAGGAGCAUGGUUCGAUGCAGUCCCAGAUAUACCGUAUUUUUCCAUGUAUAAGACUAGUUUCUUUUCCUUAAAAAAAUGUCAAAAAUUUGAGGGUGUCUUAUACACGGAUAGUAAAAUACACGAUUUUUUCUUAAAUUGGAGUUCCCCCAAAAUAGAGGGCUUCUUAUACAUGGGGGCGUCUUAUAGACGGAAAAAUACGGUAGUUGUCUCUUCCUCUGUUGUUUCCAGCUAAUGAUAAAGAGAGCAGGAUGCUUGGAGCACCCCUCUGUUCAAAAUGCACUAUCCAGAGUGUCUUGCCUGUCACCUAAUUUAUUAUACUUCCAGGACCGAGAGAACAUGCAGUCUUCUUUUUUAAUCUCUCUCUUUCAAAUAUAGGUACACCUGGAAUUUUAAAGGCCUGUAAAUCUUCAGUGCUGCUGUGAACUUUGUGUUGUGGUUACAUUUUUGAUUUUGUGCUGCAUGUAGUAUAAGCACUGAUAACUGGGAAACACUGGCCUGCGAGCUCUCCAGUUGGAGAACAGGCUUUACUUUGUCUUCAUGGAAGACAAUCUUACUCAGCUACGAGUGAGAGAAGCUACUUCACAUCCUCCCCUCCCAAAGGCCUCUAUGCUGCUUAAAAGUCUUCUCAGAAUGGAUGUUGACUCGUGCAUAAGUCACAGGCCUUCCUCUUUCCCCCUCCCUCUCCCCUCCUUUCUUACCUGCUGUGAUGAAUGCUCCACUUGCCUGUAACACUUGCUGUGUUUUGCCUUAAAUUGCUUUGCCUGUUUUUUCCCUGUAGAAGAAUGGCUUGGCCUCUUCUUUUAUGUUCCUUAAACCUUGUGGGGAAGUGGAAAUUGAAGCCUGGAGGAAGAAUGCAGGCUUCCUUUUGAUCAGAGACCGUUCCAAAAGAGAGUCUGGAGGAAAGGAAUUCUGUUUCCCCGCAGACCUUAAAAUUUCAGUGCAUGUUAUUGUCCUUCCAAAAUCAGCUACAUUUUCUCUGAAGAUCUUAGGGCCUUGUUAAGCUGCAGUAUGUAUUGUGCACUUAUUUAAAAUGUUUGUGUCCUGCCGUUCCAAAAAUGGCUGUUGGGCCCAACAAAGAAAAAGGAAUUUGAAAAUACAGUCAAAAUGCUUAAAACAUUAUUACUUCAAAUAAGCAAUAAAAAGAGCACAGGUAAACUCCAGAGUUCAUUAAGAUCCCUAGCAACCAAAGACCUUCCUUAAAAUAGGUCUUCAUCCUACAUGGAAGACCCUCCAGGAAGGGGCGAGGCAGAUCUCUUCAGGAUGGGUAUUCUAGAUUCUGGCUGUGCCCUACUCCCUAAGGCCUCUCUGGUCAGUCAGGAUUUUGGAACUCUUAAGAGUUGAUAUUAAGAGAAUGUGUUCCUUUACAGUCUAGCUAGCUGUGGAUCUCUGUCCUUAGCUCUCAUCCACUUUCCAGAAUGCAAAUAACAAGCUUGCACAGAAAGGCUUGAUAGCACUCACUGGCUGCUGCUCCUUGACAGGAAAUUGCUAAAAACUGGAAACAAGCCUCAAACUUGUCUCUCUGUCUGCUUUUUUCGACCGAGCCUGGAGAGCUUUCUUGGCAGAAAAGCUCACAAAUGAAAGAAGUCUGCACAAAGACCUAAUUAAACAAGAUUUAUACACCAGAAUUUGGUUCACAUUUGUAGUAUCUGCUGUGAAACGCACCAAUCUGUAUACUCCCAUCUGGUUCACAGAUAAAAGUUUGGAAGAUCUGCUCUUUGACAAAACACUAACUAAUGGUCUGCCGGGCUGAGUCUGCCAUAUCAUCAUGGAAUAUUUCAAUGUUUAUGUCAUGGUAUGACUCCUGGAACGUCGUUAUGUUCUUUGUUCUGUGGCUUUUCCUGUUUUGUUUUAAACAAACACACAAAUACUUUUUUUGGGGAAAAGAUCCAGCUGCUGGAGGGAAGUUGGGGUGUUUCCUCAGUGGUGUUACUGAGUGCUGAAAACGUUAACUAGUCAUGUGUAGCUAAUUCCUAAGAUAAGAAUUCAAAUCUACUGGGAAGACAUAACCUCUGCUUUUUGAAGCCCUACCGGGGCUGCGUCCACGCAGCAGUUGAUUCCAUUUUUCUCCGAUUUCCCCCAAGCUGUUGAUUUAUGUAUUGUAUUUGAGCCUUCACAUGGUAUAAAAGCCACUUCUGGAAAACUAAUGGAACCCAGUGCAUGUUUAGCGCUCAUUUCCAUGUUAAUUGAUUCCAGGAGAGAUCUGUUUGCAACCCCCUUAAGCUGGAAAAUUGUGGGAGCAAAGUGACAAAAUUUGGGGCAGUACACCGGCUUACAACUCUUCCUGCUAUUUUUAUGGGUGUGGGGAUCAUGGGGGAACAGAAACAUGCCUGUGUGGAAAGCAGGGAGAGAUUAGUGACAUUUGUUUUUAUGCCACCUGUGUCCACUGGUAUGAAUAAAAUGUAGCACAGCAUGCCAGUAUAGCAGUAAAAUAGCCAGAGUUCCGUAACCUGCAGUGUGAACGGAAUGUUAAGGGAACUGAUGGGCUAGCAUUAUUAUCAGGAAAACUAAGGCAAUAAUAUCCAUGCCCAUGCCUCUUAAGCCCAGAUAUGAAGGAAGCCCCACUCUGGCUUCAGAGGCAUGCCAUAUGCUUCUGAGCCUGGUGUGGUUUUGGGGUUGUUGUUUUUUGCAUCCUUAAGAUUCAGAAACAUGCAUGUUUUAAAAUAACAUAAAAAAUGAGACACUCAACCUGCUGAAUUCUGUGGACUGUGCCAGUUUCUGCACUUCCGUAGAGAAGUUUAUUUUCUGCAACGUGAAAGAAUGGCCAGAAUAGGACAGAGUAAUUUUUGCAUGCUCCCAAACAGCAGCUUUCCAGUCCUUAAAGAGGAAAAAUCUGAAAGACUUUUAGCAGGUUCUGCUCAAGACUUAGGAGCCAGAGGAGGAAUGUGGGGAGCCCAGUGGCUGAGGGUGGGAGAGGGCGAUUGGGUAGCUUAUUGCCCAGAGUGGCUGGGGCAACCCAGUCAGAUGGGGCAGGCUUCCUCCUCUUGUGGCUGCCUCAGUUAAUAACUGGCCAUUCUCUUUCCUGCAGGUGUUACUAUGAAGCUGAUGGAUGAGGUAGCUGGGAUCGUUGCUGCUCGCCAUUGCAAGACCAACAUAGUCACUGCAUCCGUGGAUGCCAUCAAUUUCCAUGAAAAGAUUAAAAAAGGUAAAUUGGUGGGGGUGGGCAUAAGCAUUUCAUUUUUUCUGUUGCAUUUACACUUUCAUGGCCCAAGACGCUGGCCUUACUCCCAAGUCAGACGGAGGGUCCAAAGACUUGAGGAAGGAGAGGACCAGAAGCCUGAACUGCUGUAAGAGAAUGCAAAUUGGCUGCCCUGCUAGAGAUCGCUGCAUGGAAGGAGGAACAUAAGGAGGUGCCUUAUGCUGAGUCAGACCAUUAGUGGAUCCAGUUCAGUGUUGUAUGCACUAACCAGCAAUGUAUCUCCAGGGGUUUAGGCAUGGAGCCCUAUCAUGAGGUGCUGGGGAUGGCAUACCGGGUUUUUUGAAUGCAAAGCUGAUGUUCUACUAUGGACAAUUCAUCCUUCCCAAGUGAAGAGUCCUUGCAGGCAGUGAGGUCUCCUCUGCUCCUUAGAAAACAGUUUCACCUCCCCAGAUUCCCUUGUAUCCCUGUAGACCACUGUGACCAGCUUGGGGCUUCAGGAGGCAUCCCACUCCUGAGGAACUGCAUGCUUUCUCCUAGGGGGCAGGACUUCCAACACCCCUUUCUCUGCAAAGCCCAUAUCAGCCUUGAGUUGGCUCCAGGCAAGCCAUACUCCAAGCUCCCUGCUGGUCAGCCAGUUGCAUCUGGCCUGAAGGUGCUGUCAGCCCACAGGGAGCUCUCUGUGGUCCUGACAACUUGCUGCCCAGCCUGCACUUUUUGCCUGUGCCCGGCUCAGAACAUCCCUGGCAGAGCACUGCUUCUUCCGCUGGGUUUUUUUUCCCAAAUACGCUUGCCGUGCAAAGACAAAGGGAAACUGGGUAGAAGGGAGAUCUAGAUUCUGCUCUGCAGAAUCCUACAUGAUUUUUAUUAUUAUUUUAUGAAUUAUAUUUAUUUGUAUCCCGCCUUUCUCCCGGACCAGGAUUCAAGGCAGCUUACGUGUAUUUAGAUAUAGUACAAAAAGCUAAAAGCAUAUGAGAGAUAAUCAUUGAAACAACAAUUAAACUGCAAUAGAAUUAAAAUAAUAUGGAAUAUAUAUUUGAAAAUACAGAGUGUACAUUGCAUUGCAAUGAAAGGAAGGUGAUCCCAGCAUGGAUCUUUGAGAGCUGCCACACCAUGUCUCCUAGCAGGGAGGGAGAAAUGCUCGGUUUUCCAGCAAGGGCAUGGAGUGUCAGUGGCCUUCUAAGCAGGGCUGCGUUUCCCACCAUACUGAACCAAUACUGAAUGCUCUGUUAUGUGUAUAGAGAGAACUUAGAAGUCAGUAUAUAUUUCCCCCCAUCUCUCUGCUGAAUCAGGCAGAGAGCCAUCCAGUCCAGCUUUGGUUCCUAAGAGCGGUGAGCCGCAGGCAGGAUGAGAGCAUGAUAGCUUUUUCCUUCUGCCUAAAUACUAGGUGCUACAGACAGUGGCUUGCUAUCACUGAACCAUGCAGGGGUGCAGCAGGCAGCCUCCCUUGUGGGCACAUCCAGCUGGGUCACAGGAGCCCUCAGCUGUUUCUUUUGAUCCACAGUGUGCCCCAGCAAACCAUGUGGGUAGUGCUGAGACUCUUUGAGGAAAACACAUGAAAACAUUAGUAGGGUGUGGGAAGGAGCUCCCCCUCUUGACUUAGUGACAUUUACCUUUGAGUUGAGAAGCAAGCCCUUCCCUUCUGACUGUCAGUUGCCACGUUGACUUUUGAGCAUGUUCUGUUUCUGAAAGCUUGACUGAAUUAAAUUAGCUCUCAAAAUCUUUAUGGGAUAGAAUGUGGGUCAGAGGUGUUUACCCCUGCGUGGAGAGAAACAGCCUCCUGAAAGGCUGACUUUUCCAACUCAGUGUUGGGUCUCUGACUGCAGUGGAAAAAUCCCACGAAUUUCAGCAGGAGUUCAUAGAGUUCCAAUUCGGCGUUGUUCUCUUUGAGCCGCCAGCUUUUUCCUGGCAACAUUGAGGCUAAUCUGAGAUCUGUAAUGAACACCCCUGACCUACCGCAAUAAACCUUUUUUAAAAAACAACAACAAUACACACAUAUGCACAUAACCUUCUCUCCAUUAAAGCUGGGAGAGAAUUUACUUUGCUCCAAAUUUUAAAGCUGGCAUAUCUUAAUUCACACCUCCCAAACCUAAUACACAGAUCGGAUUGUAAUGAUCCUUUAGAGUUUGCUAGCCGGUUCUCUCCUCAAAAAAACAUGCCAAAAUGCAUUUGAAAAAGGUGUGUGUUGGGAUAAAAUACCUUUCAAAGCUUGAAAUAAAAUACUUCAUCACAAUACCUAUCUAAAUACAUAUUUAAUUUUUGUGUGUGUGGAUUUCUGUUUUUUUAGAAAAUUGCAGAUUAAUGUGGAAACAGGGCAGGACAAAAUGAGGAUUAAACAAUGAGAAAUUGACAAUUGGCAUAGUGAUCUGUCCAUUCCUGCUUUCUGAAAUAGGAAGUGAUUAAAACAACCCAGCCUGACUUGCCGGUUCGUGGGGUGCCUUGUUGUCAGUAGGGUUUUUCAGCAUUGCAGGUAUUAAACUAGUGCUAGGAAGCCAAACCCUUCCUAAAUGGAGAUGAGCUUCUUGCCUAGCCAGGCUGCAUGCUCUUCCUUCUCAGGGGUGAACUUGGAAAAAGCAAGCUGCCUUUUGCUCCCACCCACACAAGCCGGGGCGCACAGUAAGGAAUAAUUGCCGCUUGUCUGUCCCUUUCCCAAGGCAAAUUCAUACCAGAAGUGACAGCUCACCAGCUGCAAGUCACUGGGGUGGACGCCUUUCACAGCUGACUUUAAAAUUACAUGAACCCUGGGACUUGCCUCUUUCUCUGUCAAUGUGUUGUUUUUUUAAAAAAAACAACCUGAAAUUUAUUAUCCAAACUGGGCAUUUGGACAUGGAAGCAACCAUCUGGGCAGGGAGGCAGUGCGAUUUCCCUCCCAUCUUCAUGUUUUACAUCUGUGUUAUUUACCUACCACACAGUGCAGUUGAGAAUGGAGGCAUGCAGGAUAUGUUCCUUUUUUGACAUUUUUAGCUGCUUUCUUUCUAUGCUGGAUCACCAAAGGUAGUGCUUAAUCCUCUAGAGAUUUUGUUUGUUUGUUUAUGUUUAUGCUACUAUGCUGGAAUCAGAUAGGCCCCUGUUCAAAAGCAAAACAAAAACCAGGAAAAGUAUUUGGGGGGUUUGGGGGGGGGGAUGUUUGUGUGACAAGGUAUUAAGGUUUGCUGUUUACAGUAAAGUUGGCAAGUUAUGCAUGGUUUGGAAGUCAAUGUUAAUUUCAAUGUUGAUACAUUGCUGAUUCAUUUGUCCCCUUCUUCGUAUGGUUGCUGGAGAUAUGAAUUGAAAAAAGCAAUACAUGGGGGCUAAAUCCUCAAGUAAACCUUAGCUGCUGCUUCAAGGAACUGUUUUGUUUAGAUGAGAGUUUCACUACUUUGAAAACAUUUAGAUCCUCUCUUCCCCCCUCACUGACACCUUAUCCGGCAGUGUUGCAUUCCCCCACUUACAUUAAUUGGGGUCUAAUUGGCCACAGUAACCUUCAAAAUAGCAAGUUAUUUGUUCUAAUUUUUGCACUCAGGGAAAAACUGCUGAGCGUUCUAGAAUGCGGAAGCAGGAGGUGACCAACAGUGCUGAUCCUGCCUCAGCUGCUAGCACAAAGCCAUCCAUAACACACUGAAAACACUGAGUGGUUGUAGAGCAGCUUGGUACAUUUAUGUGUUAACAAAUAAAUCUGCUACCACCACUGCAAAAUUGUUGGGGGUCUUGUGAGGGGGUGGUACAAACCAUUUGGGGAGGCCGUGGGUUAGCCGCCACUUCCCUACACAGCUUGUGUCUUCAGUUUCUAUCCACCUGCCCACCCACCUGCUUUUAGGCCCCACAAACAGCACCAGAGGCCUUCCUUCUUUAAGCACCCCUGCCAGGUGAGGUGGGUGGUGACUGAAGAGGCUGCUUUGUCCCCCGUGGGGAGCCCUUCCUGCAGAACUCUCUUCUGCAGAAAGGGUUGAUGGGGGGAUUAAUUUUUUUAGGUACGAAGACCUCACCCCCCCCUCCAUGACUUUUAAUUGUUGUUUAUCUCUGCUGGCUGUUUCGAAUGUGUUAAUGCAGAGAUGUGUGAUCUCAGGCCCCCAGAACUCUCUUAUCAGCCCCACGGAACUCUCCGCAGGCCACACCCCUCGUUGGUCCUGCUCUGCACCCUCCUGACAUGCUUUUGCCUGAAUAGAGCAUGUCCUUGAAUGGUUCCUGCUUCUGUGGAUGGAGAGGGGUGUGUUCAUGUGUAUAGAGACUUCCGUGUGACUGGAAUGUAGCCUAUUGGAGGAAGGUUAAGAGCCACAUUAUUUCAUCUGGCUGUGACCACCAGGGUAUUGGAUACCUUUGUUCACAGAAAACUCCAUGAGAAACACAUACACCCGGUGCAACAAACCCUGGCAUGACACAUUCUGUGACUGAGCCUCCAGCUGUGUGUAAUUCCUUUUGGAGCAGAAGAAGACAAUAACAUUGCAAGACGGCUUCCUCACCUCCCGGGUGUCUUUGCUCCUGCCUUUACCUGUCUCCGGGGUAUUUGCUAUAGAAAAAACGGAAAUCAUGAACCUGUUAAAAUUUUGCCCAAAUAGAUCUUAUGAAGAAGUAUUAGACAUGCACUGGAGAUGAGCUGCCCUUGUGGAGAAAUGCCAGCAGUUCCCAAAUGUUAUAAGCGUCUUACAGCUAAGGGGUGCUGUCAAGCUUGGCGUUAACCAAGUAACAUCUAAUGUGUUUGCAGAGAAUGCUAUCUGAGUGUGCCAUCUUGUUGCAGAGCUGAGAAAGGUUCAGAUAAGGGCAACGAGAAUUGCCAAGGGAUUGUAGCUCCUCCUCUAUGAGGAAGCAGUUAAGCAUUUGAUUCUUUUAGUUUGUGGGAGACGGUUGACAUGAUGGAGGUGCAUAAAAUUAUGCAAUGUGUGCAGAGAAGUUCUCUCGUAAUAAGAAUUCAGGAUCAUAUUGUGAAAUAAGAACAUAAGAAGGGCGUGCUGGAUCAAGCCAGCAGCCAGUGUAGCCUAGCAUCCUGUUCUCACAAUGGCCAACUAGUUGCACCCAAAGGAAACCUGCAAGUGGGAUCUGACUACAAGAGCACGCUCCCGCCAUGUGGCUUUCGCUGUAGAAGCAGAACAUAGCCAUCAUGUUUAGUAGCCAUUGAUAUCCUCCAUGAAUUUGUCCAACCCUCUUUUAAUUGAGAUUUGGACUGUAGAUUCAGGACAGACAAAAACAAACGAACUGUCCAUUCACACAGUGCAGAAAUUUGUACUUCACUGCCAUGGGGUGUGCUCAUGGGCAUCUUUAAAGAAGGAUUAGACAAAUUAAUGGAGGAGGAUGUAUUAUCUGUUAUUAUUUGCUCCCUGAUACUGAAUGGUACCUCUAUGUUUUAGAGACAGGGUGCUGCUGAAUGGCAGUUCCUGCAGGUCAUCAGUGAAACUAAGGGAUGGUGGCCUCAGUGUUGCCUAGCGGACUUCAGUGAUUUCAGACCUGGCUCCUUCCUUGAACCCAGACAUGCAUCUGUCUGGUACUGGUGCUGCGACCGAUCUUAGACCAGGCUGCAACCCAACUGUGGGUCCCAGGCCCACAAGUUGCUGUGGGACAGCCUGGGGCUCACCAGAUGUUUUGAGAUACCACUCCUAUCAGCCUUAGCCAGCAUAGCUGUAUGAUGCUGGGGGUGACAGGAGCAUGACCCUGCUGACCGAGGCUAAUGGGAGUUGUAGUUCCAAACAUCUAGAGGGCUCCAGGCUGACUUGGGCCAUCCCUCUCAACAGCUGGAAUUCUGUAUCUGAGGGGGAGAGGUGUCUGGCACUAGCUGUAUUUUUCCUUUUCCAACCAGAUGUGUGUCUGGGGAGGGGGAUGGGACACACACACACACACACACACACACACACACACACACACUGUUCUGGGGAUCAGUCUUGUUUGCUUUCCAUGCUAAGGGAUCCGUUUCCUUUCCUUCACAUCACAAAGGAGGCUUGAAAUUACAGAUAAUAGCAUCUCUUAACAGAUGGAACCUGCUGUUUCUCUUUUAAAUGUCAAAACUGAUUAGGUGCUCUUAUUCAAUCGCAGAGAUGUGGAAAAACCAUCUGACUUUACUGUUCCUCAUCCAUCCCCACCCCCUGUGUGUGUUUUAACGAUAGUCAUGUGUUCUGGAUUGGCUCUUUCCCUCUCUCCUCUCCCCCCCCCCCACUCUAAUGCUUAAAGUUGCAAAGUAGGCUGUUCCGUGCAUGAAUAAAACAGCAGAUUCAGGCUGUUAACCUAAAAAAGGGAGGGAGUGCAUGGGAGCACAAAUCUACAACCCAAGUUUCAGUAAUUCAAAAACACGCCUGACAUUUGCAGCCCGUCAGGCAAAUGCACAGAGGGUGGUGAGGCGUGGCGGAAGAACAGGUGCUGAAAUGAGCAGGCCAGAGUAUUCCAAGAUGUAGGCAGGGUCUUUGUGUUUCUUGACUUUUGUGGUGGAAGGAAGUGGGCACCAGCCUACAAAUUUGACUUAAUAAUAUGAUUUAAUCAAAUGCCUCCAGCCAGGAUUGGUGUGAUGCGCUCAAGGCUGAAAUGUGUACCCAGCCGUUUGGCGCACACGGGCCUUGGGCUGCAUUUAGCUUAGGUGUACUCUGAGUAAACCACUUGAAAUUAAUGGGCUGAGCAGGUCCAGCACUGAAUACAACACGUCGUGAACCUAUUCUGAAAGGUUUUGCCACUGCAUGCCUUUUUCCUCCAACGCUGUUCAUUUUACAAAACACCCUCUUGUUGUCUCUUCCUGGGGUGGUAAAGAGCAACUGCUUGAAAGAAGUUCCUGUCCCCGAAUGGAUCCUCCUGUCAGCUACAGUCUCUCGGCGGGUUAUAUAAUGUGGGUGUCUCUGGAGGAGCAUGUUAGGUUGAUUCCUGGGGUAACACGUCAGCGCUGUUGCAAUGAGUCUUAAAAUCAGGAAUGGUGUGAAAACAGGAAGAGCCUGUGGGUUCAGGCCAAAGGGGGCUCAUGUAGUCUAGCAUCCUGUUCUCUCAGUGGCUAACCAGAUGCCUGCCACAGGCAGGAUUUGAGCACAAGAGCCCUCUCCCCUCCUGCGCUUUCCAGCAAUGUAUUCAGAAGCAUUGCUGUUUCCAACCAUGGAGGGAGAGCAAUAGCCAUCAUGGUUCAUGACCAUCGAUAGCCUUAUCCUCCACAAAUGUAUCCAGUCCUCUUUUCAAAUCAUCCAAAUUGGUGGCCAUCGCUGCCUCCUGUGGGGGUGAGUUCCAUAGUUUAACAACGAUUUGUAGGUAGCCAUGUUGGUCUGACGCAGUCGAAAUAUAUAUAUAUAUAUUUUAAAAAUUGUCCAGUAGCACCUUAAAGGUAAAGGGACCCCUGACCAUUAGGUCCAGUCGUGGCCGACUCUGGGGUUGCGGCACUCAUCUCGCUUUAUUGGCUGAGGGAGCCGGCGUACAGCUUCUGGGUCAUGUGGCCAGCAUGACUAAGCCACUUCUGGCGAACCAGAGCAGCGCACGGAAACACCAUUUACCUUCCCGCCGGAGCGGUACCUAUUUAUCUACUUGCACUUUUUGGUGUGCUUUCGAACUGCUAGGUGGGCAGGAGCAGGGACCGAGCAACGGGAGCUCACCCCAUCGCGGGGAUUCGAACCACUGACCUUCUGAUCGUCAAGUCCUAGGCUCUGUGGUUUAACCAACUAAGUUUGUUCUUGGUAUAAGCUUUCGUGUGCAUCUGAAGAAGUGUGUAUGCACACAAAAGCUUAUACCAAGAACAAACUUAGUUGGGCUCUAAGGUGCUACUGGACAAUUUUUUUAUUUUAUGAUUUGUAUGGCGAAGUCGUUUCUUUUAUCUGUCCUGAAUCUUCCAAUAUUCAGCUUCGCUAGUGGUUGUCCAUUCGUGUUGUGAGAUAAGGAGAAAAAAUUCUUUCUGUCCCCUUUCUCUAUACCGUGCAUACUUUUAUAAGCUCUCCCCACUCCUUCUCCCGUGAUGCCAGAACCCAGGGUCAUCCAGGGAAAUUGUCUGGCAGCAGAAGCAGAACUUCACACAAAUCAUAAUUUAAUUUGCAGAAUUCCCUGGUAGAAGGUGUCACGACUGUCCGUAGCAUAAGCAGCUCAUGAAGUCACCCACACAAAGUUCAGGGUGCUGAUUCUGGUGUAUAAAGUCCUAUACAGCUUGGGACCCAGGAUACCUGAAAGAUUGUCUCGCCUCUUAUAUACUGAAUCGAUCACUGUGCUCUGCAUAUGAGGGCCUCCUGCAGAUGCCAUCUUAUCAGAAGCUCUGUUCUGCAUAGUGCGGGAUUCUAGCAUUUAGUGGUGUUGUAUGUACCCUUUGGAACUCCCCCCCACUUAAAUAUUAGACAGGCACUGUUUCUGCACCUACCAAAAACCUUCCUCAUUCAGCAAGCCUUUUAAGCUGAGAUCUUUCUCACUCUGCAUCUGUAUCUGGAUAUCGUUUUUUAUCACUUGUUCAUUGCCCUGGGCUCCUUUGAGAGGAAGGGUGGGAAAUACAUUUAACAAAUAAGUAAAGCCCAGACCUCCUUAGCCUUCAUCAAGGCCUUAUGUGUCUUCAGAGUAUGGAGCCUCCAUGUUUAGAGGCAGUGUACCUCUGGGUUCUGGUUGCCAAGCAACAGCAGUGAGAGCAGGAUGUUGUUUUCAAGCCCCCCUUGCGAGCUUUGCAGAGGUAUCUGAUAGAUUACUGUGGGAAGCAGGAAGGCAGGCUAGAUGGGUCUGUCCUAGUGGGCCAUGAGUCAUCCCUGUGUUUGAAAACCUCACUUGAGCAAUUGCUUGACAUCUAUUUGCAAAGUCUAAGCCAGCUUUGGAUAAUCUGUAGGGCACUUAGAUGAACAAAUUAGAGCACAGAAUGUAUAGCUUUUGCUGGAAAAUGGUACCUUUCUGUUAAUUUGCCCCUCACCCCCACCCCGGCUGCCGCCAUGGAAUAAAUGAUGGUGCUGCAAACUAAAAGUUCACCGUUAAUGCAUUUUUGGCUUCAUUUAAUUAGUGAAAAUGUGUUUAUCCCACAUUUCCGUUUUGCUUGUUGAUGUUUUGUUUUUAAAGAUCAAGAUGACUUAUGACACACUUAGUAUGUGCAUCUGAACAAAAUAAUAGAAGCAAAUAUUACAGAACAAGAGAUUUGUCAUGGCAGAUACAGUAAAUAUAAAAUCAGGAGGGUUGUGUGUUGGUCCCUAAGAUGCUCCAAAAAUCUACAGCCAAAUGGGACCAAGCCAAAUGGGUGAAAAUUAUGGCACACUUUCAGUAGAUAGGGUUUUUGUAACAACAACAACAACAACUGUUAGAAUUUAAUUACUUUUUAAUAAUUAUCUUUUAUGUGUCUUUUUAGCUUUUUGCAUUUUACCUGUGUUGUUUCAGUCCAUGUGAGCCACCUUGAAACCUGGUCUGGGGGGAAAGGCAGGCUCUCUCUCUCUCUCUCUCUCUCUCUCUCUCUCUCUCUCUAUCCCCCCCCCCCCCCAAAGUUCUCCAGAAUUCUUGAUCAGGCAAAUCAGCGGCAGAGAGAGGGGGGUGGGGGGUAUAAAAUAGGCUGAAUGUUGUAGCCAUCAGGUCAGCUUGUAGAGGCCUGGGUUCCCAGGGGGAGACUGCAGGCUGAAUCAUCCCCCCCGCUGUUCCCGUGUACUGUAUCCCCAGUACUGUGGGGAUACAAAAGCAACGAAUGUUUCCCAUUGUGUGUGUGUGUGUGUGUGUGUGUGUGUGUGUGUCUGUGUGUGUAAGGACCAUGGUUUACUGGUGCAUCUGCAACAAGCAAACCACAGUCAAGAUAGUUCUGUGGCCUCUCUGCUUAGAAAAUGACAGGUAGGUCUUGUCAGCAUGUUUGUGAUGUGUUAAGCAGGGUAGGACACUAACCCAUGAUCAGCGCUGGGCUGCUGCCACAGCUGAGCUGUGAAUUGAACACAGAUUCCCCCAUAUCAUAGAAGUGUAGAAUUGGGACCCUAGGGUCAUCUAUCCCCUAUCUCUGCAAUGCAGGAAUCACAGCUAAAGAACCCCUAGCACACAGCUAUCCAAACUCUGCUUAAAAACCUUUAAAUGUGCUUCCAUGUGAAAGCCCUGCAGAUAUUUGAAGCGUGGUCAGGGGUCCCUUUACCUUUACCUAUUGUAUCACCUCUCAAAAUGAGCUUUGUAUCCGCUGAACUUUAGCUAACUUUUCAGGGCCAGCAUGCAGCUUGCAGAUUAUAAUGCUACUUCUGACGUCUUGCUCCAUCACCCUCAUGUUAAUUGCUCGGGACCGGCCCAUGGAUUUGACAGCACAAUGGCAUGAAACACCUUUGGCAUCUCUGACAAGAGUCAGUUUUGCAAUCUUGCCUGGUUGUGCGGCUCCCAGCGAUGCCCAUGAAAAGAUGCCCAGAGCUGCUUCUCAGGAAUUUGCUGACUUGCUGCCAGCGCCUUCCUUGCCCCAGCACUGGACAAGAUCUUUGUCUUUGGAAAAAAAAAAGUUAUAAAUAAACAAAAAGCUACCCAAGCUGGAGUUGCCCUCUUACAGCUUGUUUCAUUUUAUUUUAUAGUGUUUAUAGUCCCUGUAGCUUCUAAGUCAAGCUCUGUUCUACUGGUUUUUAUCUAGUACAAAUGAUGACAUCAAACUGGAAAUUGAAAAACAAACCUGCUUUAAUUGGUAAAAGUUCAUCUUGUCUUUAGGAUCCAAACAACUUGCAGAACUUUUUUGGCGUGGGGGGGGCAGUUAAAAGUACAGCUUUUUUUCCACCCUAGAUAGCUGCAGACAGUACUCUUAACAGCUUUGAGCUGCCAAACUCCACUUGGCACCCGGCACCCUUCCCUGCUCCCCCAGCUGGCUUUUCAUUGCUGGACCUCUUGCACGUACCUAAAGUGCUGCUGUGCAUGGCACUGACAUGAAUUCCACUGUUACUGAUUUUACCCUUGGUAAAAGACUUGCUUUGAACAGACAAAGCCUGGUGUGGAGGAGAAGGCUCUCGAUGUUCUGCCAGCCACAAUGGCUAUUCUCUUCCUCCACAGUCAGAGGCAGCAAUGCACCUGAAUGCUGGUUGCUGGAAGCCAAAGAAGGGAAGAGGACUCUCUCAUUCAGAUGCUGCUUGUGAGUUUCCUAAUCAGGCAUCUGGUCGGCCACCGUGAAAACAGGAUGCUGGACUAGAUGGACCCCCUUUGGCCUGAUCCAGCAGACUCUUCCGAUGUUCUUAUAGGACCUAAACACUCAAGAAGCAUGGAAUUCCUCCUUGGGACCCUGCUAUGUAAAAGGGAGCUGAUUGAUCUCCAUGAACCCACAUGAGGUGCCAUAAGAGAGACUCCCUGAGCUCAUCUUGUGUGAUUCCCUGCAUCAAAAGGGCUGCUUGGCAUUCUGGCCCCUCACCUGCCCUUUCUGCCUUCUGUUGGAGAACCUGGUCGAUUUCAUAAAAUUUAUAUACUGCAUGAUUGUAGCGAAUAAAAAGGUUUACACAAAAAAUAAAACAACUAGAUUAUUAGUAAAGGCAAUAACGUUUUUUUUUAAAAAAAAAUAAAAACCAGCAACAAACUAAAAAGACAUCUGCAUUCUAAAUAUCUGGGUAGGCUUGUCUAAAUCAAAAAGCUUUUAGCAGGCACCCAAAAGAGUACAGUGAAACUGCCUGCCUGGUGUCAAUAGGCUAGGAGUUCCAAAGCGCAGGUGCUGCCAUGCCAAAAGAUUGAUUUCUUACAAAAGAGGAACAGGUGAUGCUCCUAACAAUGCCAAUUCUGCAUAUCAAAGCGGUUGAGUGAGCAUAUAUAGGUUAAGACAGUCUUGCAGGUGUAGACUGGUCCUACGUUAUUCAGGGCUUAGUAUCCCAAUUGUAACACCUUGAAAUUGGCCCGGGACCAAAUCUGCAAACAGCGCAGAUCUCUGAGCAGAGGUGCGGACAAGUCUUUACUUCCAUCAGCAAUUGUGCCUCAGCAUUCUGCACAAACUGCAGCUUCUGGAUCUGAUGCAAGGGAAGCCCCACAUAGAGUCCACUGCAGUAACCCAGUCUUGAAGGUAACCCAGGCAUGAACUACUGUGGGCCAAGCUUGAUGAACUCCUCUGUGUCUUGCAGGCAGCGUGAUCACAAUUUCUGGGCGCAUGACCUUCACGAGCAAUAAGUCCAUGGAGAUCGAGGUCUUUGUGGAUGCUGACCCCUUUGUGGACGAGUCUCAGGAGCGGUAUCGGGCUGUCAGUGCAUUCUUCACCUAUGUGUCCCUAAGCAAGGAGGGAAGGCCGCUCCCUGUCCCACAGCUGGUGGUAAGCCUUACGAGUCCCCCCUCCCAUCUUUUGGUCCUGCAGAACUUGGCUACGAGUCCUUCUCUUCUCUCUCCCCGCCCCCCAUUUUGGCACAUGUUCCUAGAUGACUUCAGAGAUGUUAAGCAUCCUGGGAGACUCUGCACUCCCGCUGUUGGUGAGAAGCAUUUGAAAGCAAACACAGAACCCUCCUGCUUAGCCGUUUCCAGCUGCAUUUCAAUGUAUUGUUUAAACAAAACACGCAGCAUUGUGAACGCCCUCCAGGGUUGUGUUUUCCCUCUCUGCUUCCAGGGUGGAGAGGUCACAUGGACUCAAGUUUCUCGUUUGUCAGAGAUGAUGUGUCUUACGCAGUUGAGCUCUUUAUGCAAUGUCCCUGGGGCUUUUUUGUGUUCCGUCCAGCAAAAUCUUGUUCUCUUAAUUCAGCAUGGAAAAAAGAGAGAGAAGAAGCUGCUUAAAUUAGGCUGAAGACACAUUUUGUUUUGUUUUUUCAGAGAGCUGAAAGUGGUUUGAAAGAGAGAUCGACUGCUCAUGGUGUGUGUAUGGGGGGGAGGGGUGUUAUCUUGGUUUUGCCCUUGACCAAAUGGGCUUGACAGGUUUUUGUGGGGGUUUUUUGUUUUGUUUUUACAGCAACCUGCCAAACCUAUUUGGCUAGAGAAAGCAGUUGAACAAUAAAGGUGUUUGUGUGUGUGUGUGUGUGUGUGUGUGAGAGAGAGAGAGAGAGAGAGAGAGAGAGAGAGAUUCCCCCCUCAAACGAUUUUCACGUCUCUAAAAUUAUUUCUCCAGUCCUUUACCAUAACUGCAUGUUGCUACCUAAGCAAGUGUAGCUUCCCAGACCUACUUUUGCCAACCUAACACAAAUAUGAGGGCAGAAGGGGCAUUUCUAGGGAAGGAAGCAUGCAUAAUCUCUCCUGGGCCCAUCAAUUCUUCCCAACAGUUGCCACAUCUCCACCUCUUGAUUGUUUUUCCCUCCACUGAGUUUACAUCUCUUUCCAGUCAGAGCCUGGCUUAGACAGGGAGGUGGGCAUUCUUAAAAAAGUGGUCUGGUGGAGCAUUUGUGGGUGAGAAUCGGCUGAGAAAGGGUUAAACACCCUACCCACUUCUCCGCUGGACCACCAUCAUUUAUCCCACUCAUACACAUGCCUCCAUGCUGAACAUACAGGGCUGGAAACCCUGUAUAUUUUGCUCUGUCCACCCGUAGUGUCUCCAAAGAGUCCCCUUAAAACCCAUGAUAAGAAAACACCUAAUCUUUUCUAUAGUGUUUGUCCCAUUACUGUCUCUUGAAAUGUUUUUUAAUUAUAAGCAUUAAGGUAGUAUUGAUGCAGAAUUUGGAGCCAUACGGCCUCCAGCUUCUAUCGAUGUUUGAACGUCACCUCUUCCUCCUCCCCAAAAAAGUCUUCCUGGCUUACUUUUCCUACCGACUAUUGUCAGUCCUGCUUCCCUUUUAUUGCCUAUUUUUAGCUGUCUUCACUCAGCCGCUCAGAAACAGCUGAGUGAGAGAGUUGUUCCUCGAUUAAUAUGUUAUGCCUUGUUGAUUUCCAACGGCACUCAACUCUCCCCCGGCCCCCCGGUGUUUCAAAGCAUUUAGUCGACUCGGCUUGGUUUUGCUAUCGGAGUAGUGUUUAUAUAAUUUGUUCUUAACAUUAAAUGAAACACACAGAUACACCCCACUUAAAUUUCUUGGUGCUAUUAAAUGGGGGGGGGGACAUCCCCCCCCCAAUGUGCUUCACUUCUUUAUUUCUGGAGCUUGUUAUUGCCUUCAUGGAAUUUAAAGUCAGCUCAGCUCCACUUCAUGUAACUUUCCAUUCUUGUAAGGCUGUUGGCCAGGCCAAGACUUUGAUUUAUUUCUUGUGUAUUUCAUAGAAUCAUAGAAUCACAGCGCUGGAAGGAACCACAAGGGUCAUCUAGCCCAACCCCCAGCCAUGCAGGCAUCACAGCUAAAGUAUCCCUGACAGAUGGCCAUCCAACCUCUGUUUAAAAUCCUCCAAUGAAGGAGAGACCACCACCUUCCAAAGGAGUCCAUGCCACUGUCAAACAGCUCUUACCAUCAGAGAGUUCUUCCUAAUGUUUAGUCGGACUCUCUUGUAAUUUGGAUCCAUUGAUUUGGGUCCUGCCCUCUAGAGCAGCAGAAAACAGGCCUGCUCCAUCUUCCAUGUGGCAGCCCUUUAAAUAUUUGAAGAUGGCUAUCAUAUCACCUCUCAGUCUCUUCUUGUCCAGGCUAAACAUACCUAGCUCCCUCAACUGUUCCUCAUCAGGCUUGCUUUCUAGACCCCUGAUCAUCUUGGUUGGCCUCUCUACACAUCUUCCAGCUUAUCAAUAUCCCUCUGCGACUGUGGUGCUCAGAAGUGGACACAGGGCUCUAGGUGGGGUAUGAUCAGGGCAGAGUAGAUUGUUGAUGUAGCCUAAAAUUUAUAUAUUUAUUUGCCACUCUUACACACCAUGUUCCAAGCCACAGCUUACAUCAACAAGAGGAAUAACAGUAAAACAACAUCUUAAAACGGCCACAACAAUUGCAUAGCAAGGCAGCUGAAAGGAUGUUAUCAGCCAGCUGGGAAAGCAUUUAUUCUCCAUAGGAACCCCAAUGGGAGCAUUAACACCCCAACACAUCUUGCUUCUUCCCCAUUAGGGUUCUAGGGGAACCCCAAGUCACAUCUUUAGGUCCAUCCAGCACAGAGCAGGCCCCUCUCUUCUCUCUCCAGCUUCCAGCAUCAGGCAAACUGAAACACACAACUCCCUGGCUAGCAUUGUGUUGCGUUUCCCUAAAGCCUUUAUUUAUUUAUUUAUUUAUUUAUUUAAACACUUUACAUACUACUUAAGUACAAACAUCUCUGGGCGGCGUGCAAAAAUUAUAAUACAGAAAAGGUUAAAAACCAGGUUAAAACUAUAAAAUCAGACCUCAGUUAAAAUGCCUGCUGGAAUAAAGUCUUCAGUAAGUCCUGGAAGUUCAGGAGCGAAGGGGGCCUGACUGACAUGGCUAAGGCUUCAAGUUAUAUCCCUGACACCUGCAACAGAACAGCUGGGAAGGACUCUCUCUCUCUCUGGGGCCUUGGAGAGCUGCUGCCAGUCAGAGUGGACAAAGCUGGGGCUGGAUGGAUGCAAUGGAGCCUGACUCGGAGGAAGGGGGCUUCACUGUAUGUCAAUGUUUUCCAGGGUUCUGUUCUGCCUCUGCUCUAAGCCGCUGUAUUCCCUCGAGCCAGAAUUAAAUUUCUGGCAAGCGGGCUCCCCACCCCAUGCUGAGCAAUGCGGAGAUGCUAAUCUUCUUGGAUUGCAGUGUUCCGAGUUCCUUGAACUGAUGUGUUUGUCUUUGAGGCUGGUCCGCUGUGCAGUUUCCAGGCGAAGGUCUCUCAUCCCAGGCUCCCCGCUGCUGUGGCAUCCAGGGGGCACAUCGAGGGCUGCUUCACAUUGCCAAACCAAACUGGGCUCCUCCUGCUUGCUGCUCAGUGCUUCUGCGAAGCAGAACUGCCUCAGGCUGUAGAGAAUCAUAGAAUUUUAGAGCUGGAAGGGAACCCAAAGCUCAUCUAGCCCAAACUCCUGAGCACAGGGAGUUUCCUAAGACUAUUUCCCAUCACCACCACUUCUAACCAGAGGUUCAGCUGCACUGACACCUAGUUAAUGAGAAUCCAGAUCUUCCAUUGAUCUGCUGUGCCCACAUACUGCUGGUGGGCCUGUUUGAGGGCAGCGAGUCCUGAGAGGAAAAUUAAAUGUUGAGUCCUAGAAUGUAGGUGUCCAAAGGAUGACUUCAUGGCCCGUGUAGCCAAUUCCUUGUCCCUUGGGGCAGGGUUCCAAAGCUACCUUUGGCUGAGAGACUGAGCCCCCUAGUUCAACUCUUGCCUUGCCCAUGAGCUCCCUAGAACACCAUGCAAAAGCCCCUCUGGUGUGGAUUUCUGCUCCCAGCUAUUAGCAACUCAGAUGCCUCUGGAAAGACCAGGAAGCAGGAUAUGAUGGCAACAGCUGUCUCGCCGACCCUCUGCAGCAUCGGAUAUUCUGUGGUCUCUGAACCCAACAGUCAUUUAUCGAUCUCCCUCUCUAGAAUUGUCUGAUUCCCUUUAAUAUUUAAGACUGUUUUGAUGUCUAAAUUAGCAGCUGUCACCCCGUCUCACGAAUAAUAUUGGCCUAUCUUGCUAGGAAAUUGUUAGGCAAACUGUGAGGUUAUGAAAUUUAGCACAUCAUCAGUUUCAGUAUUAAUAUGCUUGCCUGUCUGCUGUCUCCACCCACAUUCCACCUCAAGACUGAUACAGUGCAGGCUCCCUCCCUUGAUCCAACAUCAGCCCAGCCACCCAGCCCAUUCCAUUCUCUAGCCCAGGGGUAGGCAAAGUUGCACCCUCCAGAUGUUGGAGCUGCCAGAAUGGGGGUCUGGCCUGAUCCACACUCACAUAGUUGGUUGGCCUGUUAAGAAUUUGCUGGUCAGCGGUUCCACAGGCGUGGUUUGAAAUCUAAGCUGAACAAACACAUCUCUAAACUUGGGAGGGGGGAGGCAAAGUUGGACCUGGGACCUCAUGGACCCACCCAACCAGCUCAGCUGCAGAGCCAUGCUUCCAACCCCUAAUCCCAAGAGGCAAUCUUGAAGGAUUCAAUGGCAGCUUGAAAUAGGGAGAGGACAGGCCCAGGUUUGCUAGCUGACUUUGGGUCAGCCCCACUCCUGCCCCCCAGGGUUGUUUGGCUUCAAUAGGUAUAAUCUCAGCAGGAGGCAGUGGUGGUAAAUAAAGGAAGGAUCCUCUUCCGAAUUCCAGGGCUGAGCUUUGAGGUCUGGCUCUGAUUAACCACCAAUUGUGUUGGAGGAAUGCUGGCUUGAGUUUACUUCUGCAGGGGAUGGGUGGGUGUGUCGGAAUUUUAGCUGCAGUUGCUUAUGGGGGGUAGUUCCUGCCAUUUUCCAUCUUAAAAUAUGCUCUCUCUGGGUCAACUCCAGGUCUUCUGGGGGUGGGAGAGGAACGGCCUCCAGGCAGUUGCAAUGCAAGGGGCUGUGGUGACUUUUUUAGUUUGGUCUCCUGUGGGGUGGGGAGGGGUGGGAGGCUUGGCAGGCAUGGAGCAAAGCUGGCAGGAAUUCUUCAAGCUGUGUGGCCGUUCUGCAUUUUAACUGGGUCAUUUCAGCAGGGGGCAGAGGGAGGAGUGCUGCUGCUGAACUGUGCCGUAUGAGGCUGGGUUACCAGGAAAUCCCAGGUUCAAAUGUCACUUGCUGGGUGACCACCCACCCACCUGUAAUAUUCUGAAACUGGGCUUACCUUAUGAUCCUGGGAAGAGUUAAUGCAGGCCAAGGUUCAUAUUAGACACAGUUGCAUGGAACUUACUCCAACCUUUGUUGAUGGAAAGCAGUCCCAAGAAGCUGCAAGUUCCAGGAGGGGGCCGGUGGACCUUUUCCUGCCCCUCCAAGCUAUUCUCACAUCCCCCCCCAACCUUGCAGGUGCCUAUAGCAGUGUUGUUUGUUGAGCCAAUUGUGAGCACAGUGACCAUAGCACUAUUAAAUUAAAUAUCCAUGUAAAUGGCCAAUUACCAAGACAAUCCAGCACUGUCAUUUUCGAUUUCAAAGAAAUCCUCAGAACGAGGAGAUUGGUAGAAAGGAGUGUGUAAUGCAGAUCAGGAGAGGUACCACAAGCGCAAGAGGAUGCCAGUGCGGUUAAUGGGCAGAGUCAAAGGAUCUAUUAGAGGCAAGGAGGCUACUUUCAAAAAGCAGAAGUCUUGUCCAAAUGGAAGAGAACUUUGGCAAAAGAAGUGCAAGCAGACAGCAAGGGAUGCUAAAAAGGGAAGUGUUGCUAAAAGCAUUAAGACCAGCAACAGGAAGUUCUGAGACUGUCAUCUGUGGAGGUGCCUGAACAGGAAGCUGGGCUGGAUGAGCCACUGGGAUGUCCCAGCGGGUUCUUCUCACGUUCUUACAUCAAGUGGGGAAUUGCUCUUUGGGGAAAGGGGUUAAGCAGCACCACCAGGGCUCUGCUCUGUAUCACAGGCUUCCAUGACAAAACUAGAAAGUGACACACGCUUUCCAUUAAUGUGUGGCUUGAAUCCAAGUUCAGCCUUCCUGAGCCAGGUGCCACCCCACAGUUGUUUUUGGAGUACAGAUCCCAUCAGCAUGAGCCAUGCUGGCUGGGGUGGAUGGCAGUUGCAGUCCAAAACACCGGAGGGGGGCAUCAGCUGGGUUGGGGAAGGCAGCUAAGAUAACAGCACAGAGAUCAGCUGGAGAUUCUGUAGUGCUGGCUGAAUUAACUGUUAAGUGUUAGCAUUCUAAAACAGUGUGGUCAAGUUCCCCAAAGUGAGUGAUUCCUGCAGGUUUGCAUGGUUUCCAUAAUGGGGAAAUCCUCUGAGAGUCACAAUGUUCCUCACCACCAGGAUGAGAAGCCUCUCAGGCUGAAAGGGGCAGAGGAGGAAGAGCAAUCGAGGUGAAAGGUGGGCAAGUUUGGGAAGGAAGCUUGGGAAAGCCCUGCAGUUGGAUAUUGCCGAGAGCCAGCGCGGUGUAGUGGUUAGAGUGUUGGGCUAGGACCCAGGAGAGACCAGGGUUCAAAUCUGCUGCUCGGCCAUGAACCUUGCUGGGUGGCCUUGGGCCAGUUACCACCCCUCAGCCUACCUCACAGGGUUGUUGUGGGGAUUAAAUGAGCAGGGGGAGAACCACGUGGCACCACCUUGAGCUCCAUGGAGGAAGAGGUGGGAUAUAAAUGCAAUAAAUAAAAUAAAAGCCCAUCUCUUCCAGCUCUGGCUUUGCUGUGGUGGCCAACCAGGAAGCUCCUGAGUGAAAUAUGUAUGUUUGGGGGGUGGGGUGGGGGGAGCAAGGGACUUACCCAGCAAUGCAGGGCCAAAGAUCUUCCCUUCCAGCUGGAAGAUAAUACUACACCACUUGGCAGCAGAUAAACACAGAGGACUUGGUUGGAAGGGAGCGAUUCAUUAGCGCCACCACUCUUCCUGGGGGAAUCGUCCUGCCAGGCUGGUGCAUAAUAACCACUGUGAUCCAGAAACGUCCCCCGGCUGCCUCUGACUAAACCACCAAGGAGCCUGCCAGCCACCUGGCGUGUGCCUUUUUACAAGUGAUUAAGUACCUGGGUUCAGCCACAAGUCCUCUGCGUGUAAAACACGUCCCUGCAAAUGGGAUUGUCGCAUCAGUUGGCAGGUGUGCCAGGAAUGUCCUUGUCUCUGAUGUACAACGGGGGAUCGGAAAACCAAGGGCUUGCCAAAGCCAAGGCCAGAACUCGAUCCUUUGUCCCUCUUUGCCCCCCACCCCUUCAGUCGCCACAGAUUCUGUUCAGGCUCAAAUAUUCUAUUGGGGGAGAGUGUUCAAAUCAAGCAGAUUCUUGUUUUAUUGAUUUGGAGCACUUGACCCCCACUCUUCAGCCAGAAAGGCUCCCGGAUUGGCUUACAUACAGUCAAUUAAAACAAGUCAGACCCUGCCCACUCAGGCUUACAAUUUUCAAAAAACACAAGGGAAAAUGAACAAGGAGGGAAGCAGGAGGAUCACACUCGGGGACAAAUUCAGUUCUUUGUUUAAUGACCAGCUGGCACAGAGCAGAUCAUAGUCUUGUAGAGUUGGAAGGGACCCAAGGGAUCUUCCAGUCCAACCCCCUGCAAUGCAGGAACCACAGCAAAUAUGAUUGCAGAUGAGCAUUUUCCUUCUGCCUUGCGUCUACAGUGGUGGACUUGUUGCUGGUCCGCGAGGCAGUGUGAUUCAGUGACUAGUGUGUGAUGUUUAGGUAUGUGAAAUGAAGUGGGGUUUGUGGGAGGUAUGGAUGUUGUGGAAUCUCAUCAGAAUGGGAAACAGUACCGGAAAUUAUGUGGAUUCAAACAGGAACAGAGUUCAGGCAGGCAAAUGUGAUUGUGUACUCACUGUUGUCACUUUUUUGGCCCUCCCCCCCCUCCCCAAAAUGACACAAACGAUGUGGAAUCACUUAACAAUAUCACAAAUUAAUUGCAUGUAAAUUUGGCCACAGCAAACAAGCAAAAAAAAAGUGUUUUUGUGGAAUUCAAUCUGCACCAUCAUCGUCGUCGUCAUGAAUUUAUAUAUAUGACGCUUUUCCAUGGUGGGACUGUGCUCAAAGCAGUUCACAACAACAUGCAGAAUAAAAUCUAACAACAUUUCAAGAUAAUGCAUGAACACUUGCAAAACAGAAUACAAUUUAAAUGAUAAGUUGUGCUAAUAUCAAUAUAGCAAGCAAACAUUUCAUGUUAAUAAACACUGAAACAAAAUAAAAUACAAUACAUCCAAGUAGCAGCAAAAACAAUGCUGCCGCCACCCCAGCAGAGGGUUGGGGCAAGGCAGGGGCAACAGCUUGCCCCUGGUGGUAAGGUAAAGGGACCCCUGACCAUUAGGUCCAGUCGUGGCCGACUCGCGUUUACCUUCCCACUGGAGUGGUACCUAUUUAUCUACUUGCACUUUGACGUGCUUUUGAACUGCUAGGUUGGCAGGAGCAGGGACCAAGCAACAGGAGCUCACUCCGUCGCGGGGAUUCGAACCGCCGACCUUCUGAUCGGCACGUCCUAGCCUCUGUGGUUUAACCCACAGCGCCACCCGCAUCCCCUGGUGGUAGCAAAACAGAAAUGACACUCCUUUGCAUCCCUCACUGUGGGUGUGAGUGACCCCACCCCCAGCCAUGGUGAACAGGGGUUUGAGAUGGAAAGGAGCAGAGCCUGGAGACCCCAGGGAGCAACCCCAAGUGAGCAGCUCUGUUGGGAUCCAGAAACAAGGGCUGGGAGAUGAAAUGAUCAGAACCCUAGGAACAUCAGGUGCUGCCUUAUACUGGUCUGUCUACCUAGCUCAGUAUAGUCUAGACUGACCGGCAGCAAUGGCUCUUUGGGGUUUCAGGUAGAGAUCUCUUCCAGCCCUACCUGGUGCUGCUGGGGAUUGAAUCUGGGACUUCCUGUGCAAAGCAGAUGCUUUACCACUGAGCCACCAUCCCUUCCUUCUAGCAUCUUUCUUUGCUGCUAAAACUACAAGGAGAACCAAAGAGGCACAAGAGACCUACAAGGGAGCUGAAGGGAAUGGGAGAGCUCUAAGGAACUGGAGGGCAUCCCUUGCAAAACACCCACUUGGAAAUGUGCCCUUAACAUUUUGAAAUGUGGAUCCCAGGGUACCCCUUGGUUUCCUGCAACUGUGGAUGAGGACUGACAGAUGUUUCCUGUCUGUGCCGAUGUCUCUAGGGAAGAUCCUCCCCUUAACCUAGCCAGCCAACGAAAGGAUGAGUGGUUAUAAGAAUACAACGGGAACCGCUUUUGUCGAAGAUUUAAAACACAGUGAAAUAAGUGGCUGGGAAAACCCUGCCUGUCCCUCAUGUGCUUUAGGUUCCGGGGCCAGCUUAAUCCAGCCUCGACCGUGCCCACACCUGUUCUGUCUUUGCUCGGCAGGUAGAAACAGAAGAUGAGAAGAGGCGUUUCGAGGAGGGGAAAGGCCGCUACCUCCAGACCAAAGCCAAGCGCCAGGCACAGACUCAGCCGCUCACUCAGCAAUGACCGAUCUCAGCCGGAGCCCCUUCCGGGAGGAGAGAGCCACCAUCAGCACAUCCACUCAGAUAUCUUCACUUUGGGCAUUUCAAUAGCAGAACCUGACUGGUAGCACAUAGAGCCCUCAUGGCACCCCAGAGAAAGCCACCAUUCUGUUAUAUCUGUACUUGUCGUAGAUAGUCCAACUGGCACAUUAGGAGCCAUGCUAGGCGGCCAGGGAUGCCCUUGGAAAGGUGGGGUGGGGGGCUUCGGGACAAGGGAUUGUGGGUGGUAAUCCUGCUUGGGGAGUUACGGAGCUUCAUUAUUUUGAAGGCUGCUCCACCUAGGAGGGCUACUGUAUUUUAACAAGGUUUCAUUUUUUUGCGGGGACGGGGUGGGGUUUGCCUUGAAAAAUCCUGGCCAGCCUCCCCUAGCCCAAUGCCCUCCAGAUGUCUUGGGCUUCCAAGACUGAUGGGGCUUGUAGUCCAAAAUAUUUGGAGGACACCAGGAUUGCUGGGCAGGCUACCCUUGUUACAUGCAGACGAACUGAACACCUGGCUGGGGCAACACAAGGACUACGUCGUUGCACUUACGGGGGCUGCUCUCCUCACCCCCAAAAAAGGCACUAGCAUUCUCUCAGAAGAAUGAUGGGGCCAUUAGCACAGAUUUUUUUUUCCAGGGCCUUGUGUCUUUGUUAUGCUCUUGUUUCACACCCUUCCCUUCCUCUCAGCAAACACCAAAAGCUGCUUCAUGACAGUCACAAGCCUAAAAAACAACGCUGUUCUCUGUAUUGUUAUCUGGCAGUCUCUCUUCGUCCUGUUCCAUUCCUCUUGACUAUACAUAUGUAUAUGUAUAUGUAUAUGUAUAUGUAUGCCUAAUUUAUUUAAUGACCAUUGUGAAUAAAGACUCUAUGCCUUUAUUUCAGUGAUGGGUUUCUGUUAAAUUGCUUUGGGCAGGUAGAAUAUGCAGGCGACUCUCAACUUAUGCAGGGGGCUA